UGCAGCGUGGGAAAGCAUUGCAGACCUGAGGAAUAGAUGCUGUUGUGAAUGUACGUCCAACGCACAGACUGAAACCUCUGGAACUUGCAAUCCUCACUCUAUGGACACUGCAUUGCUCAUCAUCUGGAUGCCAAAUCUCUUAUCCUGGUGGAAUCUGCCUUGCUCUGUGAUUGCUCUGGGGCUGGAGGAGGGUAUUUAACAGUUUAUUGAUUUGUUGGGAUCUGACUAUCUGCCACCUGUAACGAUGAAGAGACCCUGUGAUGACACCAGUUCUGACAGUGACAUGGAUGAGACCAUUGAUGUAGGAAGUGAGAAUAAUUAUUCUGGGUGAGUUUUGUCAUUUCAUGUAGAUCAAAAGGUUGGAAGCAAAGUUUCUCAGGGGUAGAAGUGAAAAUCUUCCCCUGGAGCUGGAUGAAUUAACCUUACUGUAAUGUGUUUUAAUGUCUCCACGUCACGUUUUAAAGCUUGGGAGCUGAAUUGGGGAACCUACUCUCGCUUUUUUUUCGACAUUGCUCAAUAUAUAUUUACACUGACACUGAAAUCUGGGGUGUCAUUCUAAGUGGCCUGAUCAAGUAAUAGUGACUUAUAGACACUGAAACAGUGCCAUUAACUAUUGAGUUAAAUUAAUUGAUAUGGCAAUAAUUCUUGAGACACUAAACAAGAAACAGUGUGAAACAUACACAGUGUCCGCGCGAUUAAGCAGGGCUUUCAAAUUAUCCUCUUUAUAUAAUUGUAAAGUGCUACAGAAUAUGUUGGCGCUAUACAAAAAAAAUGGUAGCUCAAAUAUUUAAUUUUGGAAAUACUGAAAUGCAUGUGGCUGAUUUUCUUUAAAUAUUUUCUUUAAAUGCAUAUUAUAGAAACAUUUAAAUACAUAAAGGGAAUCAACACAGUAAAGGAGGAGACCAUAUUUAAAAGAAGAAAAACUACCACAACAAGAGGACAAAGUCUUAAAUUAGAGGGGCAAAGGUUUAAAAAUAUCAGGAAGUAUUACUUUACUGAGAGGAUAGUGGAUGCAUGGAAUAUCCUUCCAGCUGAAGUGGUAGAGGUUAACACAGUAAAGGAGUUUAACCCCUUAAGGACCAAACUUCUGGAAUAAAAGGGAAUCUUGACAUGUCACACAUGUCGUGUCCUUAAGGGGUUAAGCAUGCGUGGGAUAGGCAUAAGGCUAUCCUAACUAUAAGAAGGCUAGGGACUAAUGAAAGUAUUUAGAAAAUUGGGCAGACUAGAUGGGCCGAAUGGUUAUCUGCCGUCACAUUCUAUGUUUCUAAGUUACAGUCUGUAACAAUAUAAAAGCCAAAAGUAUAUUUAUUCGUCAGUGUUAAACAUUCAUAAAUCCUUUAUUGAGACUGAAAUAACUGCAGUUCUUACUAUAGACUGGCACAAUCUUAUCAGAAACAUUAUGCAAGGUGUCUCUUUAAUUUGUGAACUUUACUAACCAUUCCUCCUACAGAGCUGCAUUACUUUAAUGGAGUUUUGCAUUAUACUGUAAUUCUAGGAUAACUUGCUAAAAGUGAAGCAGUAACCUUGGAAACCAAUGGAAUGUUACUGCUACAUGAUUCACUCUUAGAACCUUGCACCUGAAUUACUCUUAAAGAAGUUAGUUCCAUAGUUCCAAUUUGCCAUCAAAAGAUACAUAUUUUUAGAGUGACUUUUUUUUAGCAGAAUGUAUGUCAAUACAGAAUCAAACCAUAGGAACUCCGUGCACUAACAUUAGUACAUAUUUGGACACACUGAUAUGCAUUUAAUAGGUAUUUUGGAUCAUCUUGUGUUGAGGGGUAUAUUGAGGGAUGUUUUCUAAAGCAUUAUAUUAUUUACCCUUUAGUUAAUAUCUCCUAUAUGUAAUUAAUUAUUUUUUUUUUUGUACCUCAUAAACAUUUUGCCCUGGUCAAAUCCUAACGCUUUAAAGAGAAUGAUUUUUCUAUAAUGAUAUCUUAUGUGGAGUGUGUAAGCCUAAAUGGCAGUUAGUAAUGUGAAUAAAGUUUUAUUCUAUUGUAUAUUUGCUGGAGACUGGUUAGAGACCUUCCUGGUUUUGAUGUAGAGAUUUGUAUCAACUCUCUGAUAGAGAUUUGCCUGUGAUCCUCUUAGCAAAUUACAAGCCUUUUAUAGUUGAUGAGAUUAUUGUGGAAAAUAAUUUCCAUUCUCAAGUAAUUGUGGACAGUUGAUGUUGACAUUGGGUUUACAAAUGUGAUAAAAGAGGAUUAAAAGAUAGCUCUACUUUCUCUACUGCAAUGAUCAUUACAACAUGUACAAUGCGUCAGACAUUAUGAGGUUUACUUGCUAAGCACUAAAUUGCAGUGGAUUGAAUAGUAAAUUGCAGCCAGGCUGUGACUAUAGUGGAGUUUGAGAAUUCUUUAAAAUAACAAUGUUUGCCUAAAUUCUGCCUGUAUGUAGUAUACUACUACCUAUUUAGCGUUUUAUGCGUCUCUGGUGCUUAAAUAGAAGAAAAGUAUUUUAACUUACUUAGUAUUAAUAUACACGUCUACGCGCUGGUCGAGCAGAAAUUAUAAGACAUGCAAUCCCGAACUUGAAUAAUUCCAAAAUGGUAAUAUACAGACAGAGUUAUUGUGAAACAAUGCAAAAAGCGGUGUGUUGUGGCUAUCACUCCAAAUUUGCAAUUAACAUUGUUACAAUUUCAAUUAUUUAUAUAGAGCCAACAUAUUUGCAGUGCUGUACAAUACCUGUGGAUUGUUCACUUAAAAGUGAGCUAAUUUGAAUUGUAAUUGCAAAAUUUAGGCUCAAAUAGUCAAGUUGGAUAAAUAACCCAGCUAGAGAAUUUUUCCAUCUUGACUAUUUUGGCCUAAAUUGUGUCAUUUCACCCCAACUCUUUAGCAAAUCCGCAACUAAGCCUAAUAUUGAAUAGCUUUGGCUGUUGAAGUGUUAAAUGACACCGCAGAUCUAGCACAAUAUGUAGUCUCUAUUCUGAAACCUGUUUGUUUUAAAGAUAAAUACUUCCUUGUUCUGGUGUUUUUGUAAGUGCAUCUUUUACCCUCUUGUUCCAUAGGGAAUUAUUGUCACAGGGGUUGCUUCAUUGAUCGGUUACUUAGCUUUAGACAAUAAGACUGAGAUCUGCCUGGUUUGAUAUACUGUUAAAAAUGUCACACUCGCCUUUGUAUUAUCAAUACAAUUGUUAAAUUACAAACUGAAGAAAUGCUAUAUUCCCUACAUGAUUAAUUAUUAAUAUUUAUGGAGCGCCAACAAAUUCCACAGCGCUGCACAAUGGGUGGACUAACAAACACGUAAUUGUAUCCAGACACGUUGGACGCACAGGAACAGAGGGGUUGAUGGCCCUGCUCAAUGAGCUUACUUAUGAUGCCUGAUUGACGUUGUCAUUUAGCACUGUAUUUUCAUUGCCCUUACUGAAUUAUAACCAUUAAAUUAUACAUAUCUUAAACAUUUGGCAAUCCCAUGUUCUUUGUCCUGUAACAAGUUACUAACUAACAUACACUAUCAAUAUCAAUUUUCAUGCAGAUCCUUAUGAUUUAAGGACCUUGAGGAUUUUAUGUUAAUAUUACCUAGUUCAAUGAAACUCAUUUUAGCCACCUUGAAAUGAUGAAAAGCUAAUUUGUACCUGCAUCCUUGAGGUUGGAACAGGCAAUAGAGGCAUUACAGCUAGAGCUCUAAUCAACUGAGUUAUUUAAAAGACUGUAUACUGGGACACCAACAAACAGGAGUAUUUCCAAUCCUAAACAGACUACAAAAGCACAUGCUACAUAACUGUAUGGGUUUCCACACUCAAAUACAAUCAGGUUCUAUUAUUUGUAUCAAUGUUACCUGAUUGUCUGAAUUGUCUGGAUAGAAUAAUCUAGAGUUAUGUGUUAAACCUAACCACAUUUUCAUGAUGGAAGUUUAUAGUCAAAGCCUGUUAAUAAACUGUCAUUUUUGUUGAGUCCUUUAUGUGUUGAAUCUGUUGUCAUCUUCCUUCACAUUGUGACAGAAAAGUGUCUCUUUCUGUUGCAUAAAAGUAGGAUUUUAUCAUUGUUGUGAUUUGUGCCUGUCAGAUUGUGUUAACAUGCCCAGUGGAGAAAUUCCUAGUGUCACCUCGUCUUCCACCACAAGAUGUGUAAAUUAUUUCUAAAUAUGUGCUUGCAAAUCAUCAAAUCCCCUUCUUUCCCUUUUUGAAGUAGAAAAAAACAAACCCUAUUGACAGGAGCAUUUGUUUCCAAGUCUUUAUACAUCAUAUACAUUGCUAUGCAUGGCCUUACACCGUUAGAAUCUGUCUGGCCUUUUUCAAGAAACAGUUGUUUGCUCAUCAACCAGUGGUACUCAAAGCGUUGAAGGCAAGUUUUGUAGACAUUCUGUUCAAUCUGUAAAGAAUACAGACAAUGUGAAUGUAAAUUCUAAAUGCUGAUUUCUGCAAAUAGGUUAUUGCAGGCUCUAAUGCACUUAAAUAUUUAAUUAUUUAACAAGAGACUGACAAGUGGUUCUGACAUAACUAGGAAUGAAUAAUAAGACUUGUUUUUCUGCAUUAGGGCUUAUUCAGCCAGUAAUGUAUUGUUGUGGGUAACUGACAAGGAAAUUGCAGUUUACUUACAUUGGAAAACUGUUACCAUUUGGCUAUUUUGGCCUUAAUUUUGCAAUUCUCCUGUGAAUUCCUCGCGUUCCAAGUUUGGUGAUUAAACCCAAUUAUUAUCUUAAAUUAGUUGAAAUAAUUAUCAAGGCUCAUAAUAGCUUCUAGGUAAUAUGUAAUUAUAAGAGUAUUAGCCACUUUUGUUCCAAUACCGAUAUUAGUAUUAAAUGAUCAUUAGGUGCUCCUUAUAUAUUAUAUAUACUAAGACAAUAAACCUAUGCAUUAUUAAUGUUUUAUCUUAAGAUAAAGUAAUCCUAUUAUGCCUGAAUCUCCAAAGACAAUGAAUUGUUGCAGAUUAGUGGAUUGCAGCAUGCUAGCCAAAAUAGUAAAAAAUAAAAAAUGUUUUCCCAAUUCAGGUAUGCCAGUCAAUAGUCAUUAACACUGCCCUGAUAAAUGUAAGCAUAUGCACUGAGCUCCCUAUUGUCAAUAAUGCAUGAACUUGAGAUGUCGGGUCAAAAUGAUAAUAGUGCAUGAAGUGUUUCAGAUGAUUCGGGACGCACACGAACGCUGGGCUCUUAUGUCCUUCCUGACCCCCAUUUAGAUCCUUACCUGCAUAUUUGUAUCAGUAUUUGAUGCUCAUAAUAUGAUAGAAAAUGAUGGUCAUGAAAACGAUCUUUGUCUAUGUAUCUAUUUUAUAGAUUAUUAUCAUUAUUACUACACAAAGAAUUUUCUAAUUUGUGUCUAAUUUUUCUGCUUGUAUUUUUAAGUAAAGUUUAGUUGAUAAUACAGUUACGUUUAGUUGAUAAUAAGUUUUCGCUUGUAUGAUGAAUAGAAUAAAAAUAAAUGUAAUUUAUAAUUGGCCUCCUUUUUUUCUAACAAACAGUAAUAAACAAUCCCUGGUGUUACAACAAAUUAAUAUCUCAUUUUUAAUGCACAUAGUGAAAUUAAUUUAUUUUCUGAUACGCCUACUCUUACAUUAUGGUCUGAGUAAUAACACUAUUUCUUUAAUGAUUGUGAUCAUUCUAAUAACUGCAAAAUAAUUUUUUACGUUCUUUUUACAUAUCAUUGAGUGUACUUACAACUUUUCUUUAUUGAUUAGUAACUUUUAUACCACUUAGUAAACUUUAGUAUUUCCUAAACACCUCUAUUAUAGAUGGAUAUUAAGGAGACGUGGCACUUUACUUCAACAGGGAAAGGAAUUAAUUAAUGAUUGAUAAUGGCAAAUUGUUUCAGCCCUCAAAAAGGCAUUUAUCAAGUGCAAAGUCACUUUUGAGGACCAAAAUAUUGAUGAUAAAGUUUUUUGCACUAGAGAUGAGAUCUAUGAAUUUAAUUUAUACUUUUUGUAAUUUUGCUUUUUCUUUGAAAGUAUCUGUGCAAUAUUAAGUAUUUUAGGCAUCCACGAAAAGAUAUCUCAGACAAAUAUCCCUUGUUGAAUACAUUUUUGUGUAAUGCACAAUAUUUCGGAGUAACAGGGCACUUGAAUGCUGAAUAUAUUUAAGACUAGCUUUAAAAUGCAUAUAAUUAUUUUACCAUGUAAUGCCAGGAUGCGUUUCAUAACUAUUACAUUAAAAAGAUUUCCGAACUCUGUGCUAGGAUAAAAUGAUAAAAUUGAUGUAAUUGUUCGACAUCACAUGGCACACAAAGCAUAAAACAAUACAAAAGUGUAGUACAUUGCUUUUUUUACUUAUUAGUUUUCAUAUCAGCUUAGAGUACAACAAUUCCAGUGUUAUUAUGUAGAGCCACAUUAUAAAGUUGAUAGCUGCAUAUAAUCACAUUGUUUUUAUAUACAGCAAAGUAUUAGCAACUUAUCCCACUGUGUUCAGAUUUAUAUCUGGUACUUUAAAUUAAUUGUCUGACAUACCUCAGUGUUAAGGAUUAAAUUCCCAGAGGUUCAUCUUUGUCUGCCAUCCAUCAGAAAUCAGUACUAAAAUGUUUUUUUCUUUUAUGUUUAAGGCAUGAUAUCAGAUGAGCUGAUACAUGCACAGUUGAGCUGGGAAUAAUAGAUUUGUGCAAAUUUGGACACAUAUCUAUAACUUUUUAUUCUGGCACACCUGACAAGUUGCUUUUUUUGUAUGACAGGCACAGUAGUGGAUCACUAAUUCGUUCAAAUUCCCCUACUACAACCUCACAAAUCAUGGCCAGGAAGAAAAGAAGAGGGGUAAGUUUAUAUUUUUUAUGUAAAUAUUUAUAUAUACACAUACAUAUUGAACAAUAUAUUUUUUAUUUUAUCUUAACCUCAUUUUCUAUUGUGUAAACCCCAUCUCACCGCCCCUCCACUUUUUUUUUUCUUAAAAAAACAAAACAAUAUUUAUGUUAAUACUAUCUUGCGUUUCAUUACAAUGUUAAGUUGCAUAUAUGUAUUUUUGGUACAGCAUGAUUCAAACAUUCUAAGCAGCUAUUGUGUUUAGCUACUAUGUAUGCAGAAUCACCAAUUUCGAAACUUACUUGGACUGUAUCACCUUUUCUUAAUCCCAAAAUAAAUAAUUUAAAAUAAUCAUGUUUACAAAUAGAUUUUUCAGACACAUUAUUUGUCCCAGGAUAUAUCCUAUAAACUCUUCUAAGAGUAUGGUGGAGAUUUACACCUGAAAAUGAACUUGGUUUACAGAUUUAGCAACACAAUAUGCAAAAGGGGACCUCCCUCUCCAUAUUUAAUGUGUUGUAUAGACAACGAUUUAAAAAUACAUUCAAAACAUAAAAGAAAAUCAUCCUUACCAACUAAAUGUUUAUAGGAUUUGUAGCUUAGCCUUAAGUCACACUUCCACUCGUCACACAAGAUGAGUGGAACUGCAAAAUAAGUUGAUAGCAGCGGUAACGUGGUUCAAAGUUUUGUGAGCCAGACAGCAUGCAGACAUCUCUCAUGUCUCCCAUUGCAUCUGGAUGAUAGUUGGACAGCAGAGGAAGAAGUACUUUUCCUUUUUUGACACCACUGCUCCUAGUGGCAGAAUUAAAACUGGAAUUAUUUUUGCAAGACUACAUUUAUAAGUCAAACAGUACUGUGAUACAGGGUGCAGUGAAUUCUCUGUAUUAUAAUCUGAUAAUAUAACAUUGUUACAGUUGUUAAAGUGGCCCUAAACUAUUUCAGCAGUGGUCCUAAUGUUAAAAAAAAAAAUCCACUGUCAAAUUGUAUUUAUUUAAAGGAACACUUUAGCCUUAGGAAUAAAAGCAUGUAUUCCUAGCGCUAUAAUGUCCCUUCCUAGUUAUAUUAUGGUGUCCUGUCUGCCCGGUUGCCAUAAAAAUUAAAGGAACUGUAUAAGGUCAGGAACACAAACAUGUAUUCCUGACCCUACAGUGUUAAAUAAAACAUUUAGCGCCCCUGCCCCCCCACCCUCCCUCAAAAAAAAUUGCAAAAUCUUACCUUUAUUCCAGUAAGCCAAUAUAGCUCCGCCCCUCAUCUGCCUCCUUGGCUGACAUAAUCAGAAAUGAUGAUCUCAGCCAAAUACAAUACUUUCCCUGAUGAUCUCAGCCAAGGAGGCAGGGCGGGGGCGUGACCAAAUGUCACCCUGGCCAGUCAGUAUCUCCUUAUAGAGAUGUAUUGAAUCUCUAUGGGGGAAGUUCAGUGUUUCCAUGCAGAGAGUGGAGACAUUGAAUGUCAGCACUGCCCCAGGAAGCACCUUUAGUAGUCAUCUGAGAAGUGGCCACUGAAGUUAUCCCUAGACUGUAAUGUAAACACUGCCUUUUCUCAUGGACAUGGUAUUAAGCUGUAGUUGUUUUGGUGGAUAUAGUGUCACUGUAAUAAAUUAUUUACUUAUGUUUUUUCACCUCAGCGUUGCUCACCUCUCUGCCUUUUGCAACGUCAUUGAGGAUGGAUGGCCUCCUCCACUAUCAUUCAAUCCAAUGCUCCUCAUACAGGAGCACUGGGGACCUGAUGAGCCUAUGUGGCACAAGCUUUCCCGUAGGAAGAUUUUUUUCAAUGCUUUCCUAUGGGCUACCGCAUAUCAUUUUUUUACCACUUCAGUUUUGCUGAAGUGCCUCUACUGGCUAUCAGUAUGACAGUCACUGGAGGUGGACUUAACCGUACAAUGCAGGCAUUGCAGUUUCUAAAAAUAGCAGUGUAUUACAAUUGCAGGGUUAAAAGGACAGGAAUACUGUACCCAGACCAUGUCAUUAAGAUGAAGUGUCCUGGGAGACUACAGUGUCCCUUUAUAUAUAUGCCACCUUUAGAUUAAGUUGUUUUGUUGCAUGGAUGCUCCUUUAAGUUAAAGGAACAUUAUAGUCACCUAAAUUACUUUAGCUAAAUAAAGCAGUUUUAGUGUAUAGAUCAUUCCCCUGCAAUUUCACUGCUCAAUUCACUGUCAUUUAGGAGUUAAAUCACUUUGUUUCUGUUUAUGCAGCCCUAGCCACACCUCCCCUGGCUAUGAUUGACAGAGCCUGCAUGAAAAAAAACCUGGUUUCACUUUCAAACAGAUGUAAUUUACCUUAAAUAAUUGUAUCUCAAUCUCUAAAUUGAACUUUAAUCACAUACAGGAGGCUCUUGCAGGGUCUAGCAAGCUAUUAACAUAGCAGGGGAUAAGAAAAUCUUAAUUAAACAGAACUUGCAAUAAAGAAAGCCUAAAUAUGGCUCUCUUUACAGGAAGUGUUUAUGGAAGGCUGUGCAAGUCACAUGCAGGGAGGUGUGACUAGGGUUCAUAAACAAAGGGAUUUAACUCCUAAAUGGCAGAGAAUUGAGCAGUGAGGCUGCAGGGGCAUGUUCUAUACACCAAAACUGCUUCAUUAAGUUAAAGUUGUUCAGGUGACUAUAGUGUCCCUUUAAUAUGGAUAUUGCAUGGUGUGUGUGUGUGUGUGAGUAUAUGUGUGUUGUUUUUUGAACAUUUGUUAGAACAUUUGUGGUUUCAACAUUUAAAACAAACUUCAGAUACAUGUGAUAUAGUUCAGCAUUGUAAAAUGUAUAUAUUCACCUUAUAGAUAGAUAUAGGAUAAGGGUCAAGGGUCAUAAAGGAAACUCAAGGCACUGGAACCACUUUUAAAAGAACUCUACAAUAUGUCUACUUGCAAAGCUGGAGUGUGGCCCUCCACAGAGAAGCAAUGGGAAGCAAGGAACAUGCACAGCAAUCACAGUAUUGUGCUUACAAUGUUUCUCUAUUAGAAGCAGAACCUUCCAUUUUCCUAUCAGUUCUGGGAUUGGCAUCUAAUAGGGUGCAAUCUUGUCACUUUAGAUAGUCUCCACCUUUAUAAAGUGACUUAAAAGGGACACUCUUUUAACCUAAAGCAAUUUAGGUUCAUAAUCUCCUUCUCUUAAUUUCUCAUAAAGCCCAAAACACUGCAGCACAUCUGAGAACAGAACAGGAGCAGCCAGAAUCUCACUAAAUGAAAAUAAAUAUUAUUUCAAAUGCUUUUUUGGGGGAGGAGGGUAUUUCUUUCUUUUUACUAUCUUUGAUAGAGCACACAAUAAAAUGAAGUACCUGAGCUGAUUAUGCCUGGUCUGAAUUGCCAGGGUCCUGCUGAGUGAACAUAAUUUGUUUUAACCCUAACUCUAAUCCCUUGCUCUCUCGCUUCCAAGGGGAUGUAAUAGAAACUGAAUAGGAAUGUGGUAAUUUGCUACAGUCCCACCAUCCCAUUGUCUAACAUCCCAAAUUUGAAUGUAUGUGAUGCUCAAAAUGAGUAGAUCACUUAGUACCCAGCAUUUACCUUCAAUAAAAAAAAUCAACAAUGCCACUUAUAUGCAUGAGCCGAAUCUGUGGCUAUCUCCACUUAAAUUACAGGUUACUCAUUCAAUAAAUGUCAAUGCCAGUUCACAGACAAAUUGCACACAUGCAACUGUAAUAGCGCUUCUCUGAACAGCCAUGAGCACACAUGUCCUCUAAAGUCUUUAGGAUUUCAUUAGAGACUAAACACUAAAGUCAUUCUUGGCCAAUCCUCAGCCUGGAGAGGAGAUGAAUCAGGUAAUUUGUAAAAGCUGCAUUGAGGGACAGUGUAUGGAGAGUUGGAGAGUAAUUUUUUAUUUCCAUAAUGUUUUAUAUUGUUUAGAAUGCAAAAGAUAUAAUAAUAUCCAGAAAUUUUAUAUAUAUAUAUAUAUUUUAAAACGGUCUACUCCAGCCUAAAAUAAUACUGUAAUGGGUCUUGCUUUAGGUCUCUCUGAGUGGCUAUUCACUUUUCAAUAAAACGCAGUAAGAUUUAAAUAAUAUCGAUUUUUGUUAAGCAGAAUAAUACAAUUUUAGAAAGUUUUAUAUACAAGUGAUUUACCACUCCGAAGUAUAUGCAGAGGUGAUUGUGGCUAAUACACAAAACGUUUAAUUUCCUCCUCGUAUGUCUUAGCACAUUCUCAGGCACAUGUAUUGCCAACUGAAUUAUGUGAACGAGCACUUACACUACCACAUUCGCCAUUAUGUUCCUUUUAGAGGGACACUAUAGUCACCAAAGCAACUAGUUUAAUGAAGCAGUUUGGUGCCAUUUCACAGUUUACUAUGCCAUUUAGGAGUUAAAUCACUUUGUUUAUACAGCCCAAGUGACACCUCCCUGCAUGUAUCUUGCACAGCCUUACUAAAACGGUCCUUAAGGACCGCGCAUGUACCUAAUACGUCCACGGCAAAUUAGCAUGCUGGAAGCAAUCAUGAUCACUUACAGCCGCUCUGAUGGUAUUGCAGGGAUGGCUUGAUGUCGAGGCAUCGUGCAAUACCCCCUCUCACUGCCGGGCCGCUGGGUGAUCGCUCCCCUGGCCAAAUUUAGCGUUCGUAUUUGUUUUUGUGUGAAAAAGGAAAAAACUAAUAUUUACCAGUGUUUGUGACUAAGUGGCUACUAAAAAUGACUGGACAUACCCCAUUUGCAAUACCUUUGGUUGUCUACUUUUGCAAAUGGUAUGCAAUCAUGGGAGUAAUUCGGUCUCAAAGGCAACAUUACCAAACUGGCAAAUUUCAGUGUGAAAAAAAUGAAAUGCAAGCCUUAUAUUUGACUCUCUAACUUUCCAAAAUACCAUAAAACCUGUACAUGUGGGGUACUAUUAUACUUGGGAGACUUCACUGAACACAAACAUUAGUGUUUCAAAACAGUCAAACAUACUACAACAAUAAUAUUGUCAGUAAAAGUGCCAUUUGUGUGUGAAAAAUGCAAACAGCUUCACUUUUACUGAAAAUAUCAUCGUUGUAAUAAAAUUUCUCAUUUUGAAACACUAAUAUUUGUGUUCAGCGAAGUCUCCCGAGUAAAAUAGUACCCCCACAUGUGCAGGUUUUAUGGUGUCUUGGAAAGUUACAGAGUUAAAUACAGUGCUUGCGAAUUAAAUUCUCUGCACUUUCUGCUUGGGUUGUCAGGCACAUCAAUCAAAUUUUAAUGAAUUCAAUCAAUUAUGUUAGAAAAUUUUUUUAAAUAUACACGUAGAAUUUUAAUAUAUAUAUACAUAUAUAUGUAUUUAAAUUCUACGUGUAUACUUAUGCAAACAUUUAUGUAAUUAUAUAUAUAUAUCUAUAUAAUUAUUUGCAGUUAUUCGUAUUUUAUAUAUAUAGAUAUAUAUAUAUAUAUAUAUAUAUAUAUAGAAUGUCAUUCUAAGUGUAUUUUGUUACCAAUAUAUAUUAAUAAAAAAUACAGUUAGAAUGAAAUUACAUAUGUAUAAAUAAUUUAUUAAAAAUUUUUAACAAAUAUUUUAUUUAUUUAGUUUAUUUUAUUUAAUAUUGUAAUUACACGUGUGUAUAUAUAUAUAUAUAUAUAUAUAAACAUUAUAUAUAUAUAUGUAACUUCAUUCUUAGUGUAUUUUAAUACUAAUAUAUGUACUUAUAUUAGUUAUAUAUAUAUAUAUAUAUAUAUAUAUAUAUAUAUAUUAAUUUAUUUUAACAUGUGUAAUAAUAUUAUUUUUUUUUUUACUUUCCCACCAGCAGGGGGACUGCCUGACAGCACAGAAAAUCCCCCUGCAGGCAGAUCCACAGCCAGCUAUAGGGGGCCAUGUGAUCGCUUUGAGCGAUCACAUGGCCCCCAGGGGCCUGAUUUGCCAUGGCAGGGCUGCCUGGACAGUCCUCCCGAAGAGGAUCGCUGUGAAGGUAAGUACCGCGGACCACCAGGGGCUGAAAGUCGUUACGGCGUUCCAUGCCACCGUAACGGCUUUAAAGCCCAUUAUAAUGGGGACGGCACAGAACGCCGUAACGGCGUUAAGGGGUUAAACAUUAGUGAUUGGAUCAUGGUAAGUCAGUACCUUCAGUGUUACUGUUUCAAACACCUACUCAUGCUGAUUUGUUGUUAAUUGUAUGUGGACUAUUUGCAAACCCAGCAACUCUGUUCCAGGCUGCCAAUGUCAAUUCUGGUCAUAAAAUACAACUGUUAUCAGCACACACUGCACGCUGCCGACAGACGUGGUAAUCUUCCCCUUGCAGGCAGAGUGCCUGCAAGGAGAAGAUUGCUACCCCUUCCACCCUCCUUCAUUGUAGCCCUUCCACCUCCCUAUGCCAUCCGAUAUUUAUUAGCUCCAUUGUCUACAUAUUCUGCCAUAAACACACAAACACACACACAAUCUCACUCAUUCUCUCUCACUCACCCACCCACCCACUCACACACUUACUCAUUCAAACAAGCAGCAAUCUAACUGCAUACCCCUGUAGAUGUCUGAGUGCUGGGCACCCCGCAAGCAGAAUGUCCAGAAGCAUGCUGGACAUAUUGAAUAAGUGUCUGUUAGUCCAGCAAUCAGGCAAGUGUUGGAAUUCAUACAUGUACUUUUUGCUUUCUGAGUUUGUGCUCACAUCAUGUCCCAAGUGCUGCUGUGUUACUUCAAUAAAAUCUAUACAAUGUUGGUGUAUUAGUAAUAUCUCAUCUAUGUUCAAUAUUGGUAGCAACGGGUUUAACAGCUCCUUGAGCACUAAUCUACAUUUUUGUUGUGCAUUAUUUAUUAUUGGAAAAUGUACUAGUGAACGGGUUAAUGUAAACUUCUAUUGAUGUUUAUCCAAACCAAAUGCUACAUUUAGCUGGGGCCUUGCUCAAUGAUGCCUACAGUAUUACAUUUCACAUGUAUAUUUAUAUGAUGAAGGAUUGCGCAAAAACUAAAAUGUUAACCUUGAAGAACUUUUUGCCCUGCCUAUUAACUAAAUAGGAGCGUGAACAGAGAAAGUUUUUGACUUGCUCUAGAUUUAGACAAUAUUUAUAAUUGUGAAAUUGCCCAUCUUGAUCUGUUACUGUCCAAUGAAAAGAAAAAAUAUCCAAAAAUUAAAACUGAUUGGUUAGUUGUAAUAUAUCCAGUCAUUAUAUUGUGGUGUUCCCAGUGCUAUCUUACCUAACAUAGAGGGAAUGGUGGAUUAGAGUUAGAGUUCAGAUGGUAACAUCUGGUUUCAUAUACUCAAUGAGACUUCAUUCUUGACACUUCUCUUAAAUUAGCAUUUUCAAUCUAGAUUAUAGGAUAGUCUAUAUUUAUGUAGUGUAUUGUUGAACUUGUUUUUCUACUAAUGUUAUUUGCGGGCAGUGUAUUAUUGGAUGCUUGAACAAAUUAUUUUUGUUUAUUUUAAUUUCUCAUUUAUCGACAUUCUUUGCUAGACACAAAUGGAAGCAGAAUUUGUUCAAGGUGGCAGGCUUAAGCCUUUAAGCAUGGUUUAAAGGAAUACUAGAAAUAAAUAAUUUUUUAUACUUUUUUAACACACUAGGCUAACUUGUUGUUUUGUUUUUUUUUAAAUCAUAAAAGAAGCCAUAAACUAACCCCCAAUUAAUAACUAAAAUAAGUCUGUCUCCUCACUGCUUGCCGAUUCUCCUCUGAUGAAGUCAAGGCUGAUGACAUUUGCCCAGUCAGAUGAUUCUCAUAGAAAAUCAUUGACUUCACACAGAGAAUGGCAUCGUCAUACUUUGCAUGCUGACACCAGACAUGAAAUAGAUUCAGUAACUGGCUCUAGUCAAAAGUUCCUAAUGGCUGUCUGGCAGCACUAGUAGGUGGGGAAAUUGCGAAAUGCAAACAAUUCUGUUUUUUAGACACAGCACUAUUUGCAGCACCAAAGCAGCAUUUGUGUCAAAAAAGUGAAAAAAUCCUUAAAGUGAUUUUAGUACUGUCCUUUUUAUAAAAUAUCUCCCAGAAUGAUGUAAUGUGCAAAAUAAAAAUUAAAUUCAUGUUUUUUUCAAAGUGCUUUAAUUAAUAUUUUUUUUGCUUGAAAACCAGAUUUAAAAAUAUUUUAACAAUUUCUUCAUUUAUUUAAAGUUUUUACAGAGUAAUUAAUAUUAAACAUGAAUGCACUUCCAUAACAAAUACAAUAAUAUGGCAAUAUUUUAUAUUUAUAUUUUUUAUAUGUGUAUAAUCAUAUUCCCCCUUCUAAAAUAGCCUGAUUAGAAUGUAAUAAAAAAGACACAUUAAUUUCUGUUACUUUAAUGCAUUACAACUUCCAUAGAGCCUGUACUGCAUAAAAAAAGUAGGUGGACGAAAUGGGAAAAAUUGCAUUUCACUUCAUCCUUAAUAAAAUUGUCUUUACAUCAUGUUUAAGAGAUAUUUCUGUUUCAGUUUCAUAAUUCCUUAGCCAAGUUUAUUUACAAUGCAAUAACAUACAUUUUUAAAAAUGCUAAUUGUAUAAUUAUUAUGAUAGCCAGGUCUAUGCAUUGAAACAAAAAAUGAUGGUAUCUUUUAAAAGAUCUAAAACAUUUUUAAAAAUUUACUCCAAAAUAUUAAAUGUCAGAUACUGAAAACAUCUAAAGCGUGACCGAUUUUUUUUUACAAUUUCUCUUCUUCUGCUUUUCUAAAGGUUCGCAGAAAUUGCUUUCAGCUAACCACAAUAGUCUGUCCAAUAAGUACACCACAGGGACUGAGAACUGUGACUUUUUUUCCAAACUGUUCUAGUCUAAAUGCUGUGUAUUACAUACCCCAACUCCCGGUUUAGUGAACACAGUCCUGUGAUAGAAGAUUUCAACAGAUCAUCUCAUCAGUGCAUCAGUGCAGAGUUUGAAACUCAGUGCGUAUAGAAACCAAAAACCAAAAAAGUGUAAUAUGAGUGUGGUGAAAUGUGGAGUUUUUUUACUAAACACUUGUUUCAGAGGAUAGUCCUUAACAAGAAAUAUAUUUUUUAAAUGGUUGCAUUAAAUUUGUCAUAUCUGUAAAGAUCUGUAUAUCAGCAAAGUUACAAAAUGCACUGUGUUUAAUUAAUCUUGAAUUGAAUUAAAAUGACUGAAGAGUUCACAUUUAAUAAGGGAUGACUUAUUGAAUGCUCUGUAGAGGUUUUAAUGUCCCGCAAUUUGUCAAACCUGUCCUUCUGUGGGUGAUGCAACCUGUAGUUCAACAAGACCAAUUCACAGUAUACAAUAAUCAAAUUAAAACGUUGUAAAGCUAAAAACCUUUUGAAAAAGUUUAUUUUAUUUAUUAAAUGUAUAGUGUCUCCUACCACCAACAGUUUAAAUUUUAACCAUGGAGAUAAGCAUAUAACAUACGUUUUCUGAUCUAUUUGUGCUAAAAUAAAUGUCUGAGAUUUUCUGUUUACCAGUUGUUUAAACGUUUCAUUCUAAUGUCUGAUUUAGCCAUUCACACAACAUUUAAAAAAAUAUAUCAUAUAAGUAACCCUUACUUGAAACAAGCAGAAAUUUAGGGGAUUAUCCAUUAAAAUAGUUAAGAGAUGAAUGACAAAAUAGAAAUGCCAACUUUCCUAAUUCAAGCUACAUCAGCCUAUGUUUUUGUAAAUUAGUUGUCAACAACUCACAAUAAACUGUUGUGAGUGCACCCCAACGUCUCAAAUAUGACAAAAUUGCAGCUCAUCACUGCAAAAACAAUAGUUGGCAACAAAUGAUGUGAGGAAAUGAAGCUUGGCCUUUUUUUUCUUUCAGUCUAUUUUCCCUUUUAAUUACAGCUCUGUUCUGUGGUACGUGCAUGUAUGUGAGACUGGCGCAUACCAUUUAAGAUGCUUUCCGCUAUAAAUGUGUAAUGAGUUAAGGUUGAUCCGGUUAAGUUUGUCACUGAUUGUUUCUCUCUCAACAGAUCAUAGAAAAACGCCGGCGUGAUCGUAUCAAUAACAGCCUGUCUGAAUUAAGACGACUUGUGCCGACCGCUUUUGAAAAACAAGUACGUUUUCACUAAAUCAUUUUUAUUCUCUACGCCUAGGAUCUGGGAAUUGCUGGUUCUCUUCUAGGCUCAUUAAAGUAAUAUUGCAUGUGGCCUUAUCUGGCACUGAAUAUGCUUUUCAAUUAAAUGCUUUGUUGUGGCAAAACUGUUAAUAUGUAACCUGAUCAUGAAAGUGGGUAAAAAAAAAAAUUCCAUUUUGGUUGCCUGUGCUUUUCCCCUAGGGACAUAGUCAUUCAUUUUGUCUCAGAUCAUCUUAAAGAAAUGUUAUGGCUGCUUUGUAACAGAAAGAAACAUAAUGGGCAAAAAAUAUUAAAAUAAGAAAAAUAGGAGAGAUUUUAUUCCAGUGAAAGAAAUGCUUGCAGACUCUUUAAUCAUGGUCUUCCAUGUGUUGGGGCAAGAGGGAAUGUUUUCUGCUGCUUGGAAUGAAGAACAGUCAAUUAAAGUCCAGAAAUUGAUAAUGUGCUUCCUCUCAGCCCUUGAACAGGGCACUGGAUUAUGAUGUCAUGUUCUAGUACUCAGCUUCAUUAAGUUACACAAGGAUGGUUCGGGUAUGCAUUUUAGAAGUCUGUGGAGUCGAUACACAGCUCCCUUCCUAUCCAUCCAGGUAAAAUAAGCAAAUAGAUGACAAUGACAUAUUUCCUGUUUACCUUGUCCUUGUCUUUUAAGGCCCACAUUUAGUUUUUGUUUAGAAUUCUGCACAGAGCACUUUUCACUAUUUUAUAAUACUAUUCUUGACUACGUUGGAAUUUCAUUAAAAUUACAACCCAUUCCAAAAAUACCAUAAGACAUAGUAGGCACAUCUUUGUAUGAUAGCAAAUUGGACGUUUAAAUAAGUUGACAAAAAAGCAGAGCUGACCAGUAAUGGCUGUGGGAUUCAUUUAUGAUCUCGUUCAACACAAGAUGUCAUCUGUGGAAACUCACAAGUUCUCACGGUAUCCUCCAUAGACCUCAGUGUUGUACUCUCCUGCAUGCAAAUUAAGCUUCAGGAGCUGAAGAAGACCAAGAGGAAGAAGAUAGGACAGCUUCAGGUAAGUAAAACGUAUCUUCCUGUGCAUUCCUCAGCCCCGCUACCUAAGCAAAGAUGUCCUAAUCAGGGGAUUUGUCUAAAUAUGCAAAGAUUCACAAAAGAUAUAGAUCCACUUCAGGUGUAUACAUUCAAAUAGGGGUCAAAUUUAGUGACAAGGGAUCUACUUUUUGGUAGUCAGGUUACCAUGAUCUACCAUUAUUAACACUACAUAAAUGACCCCAUAUAUAUACACUCUGGUACAAAGAUAAAUAUAUACAGCUAUGUCCAAACUCUCCUAUGCAUACACGAAUACAGGCAUAUCUACACUUUACGUGCCUAUUUAGUCAUCCCACAUUCUCUGAUACAUACGGAUGGUCAUACUCACAUCCUCUCAUCGUAUGCUGUAUAAGACAUACAGUUUAAGAUGUAUGGGAAUGUGUUGGUGUACCUAUAUGAAUGGAACUUGCUAUGUAGCAAAAUGACUAGGUGUUUCAACCCGAGAGUGAAUUUUGUGGGCCAUUAGACAUAUAUUGACUUAAAGGGACUCUCCAGUGCCAGGAAAACAUAUUAGUUUUCCUGGCAAUGCAGGACCCUGCAGUGCCCCCCUCCCUCUCACCCCCAUCCCAUGUUGCUGAAGGGGUUAAAACAGCUUCAGUGACUUACCUGAGUCCAGCGCUGAUGUCCCUCGGCACUGGGUCAGGCUCCGCCUACUCUCUUCCCCUGCCAAUAUCAGCCAGUGGGGGAGACCUAAUGUGCAUUAGACUUCCCCAUAGGAAAGCAUUAUUCAAUGCUGUCCUAUGGGGAUUUCGGCAGUGCUGGAGGUCCUCACAUAGCGUGAAGACGUUCAGCGUUGUUUAAACACUUUUCGUGUUCUGUGAACAAGGAAGUCCCUCUAGUGGCUGAUAGACAGCCACUAGAGUAGGACUUAACCCUGCAAGGUAAUUAUUGCAGUUUAUAAAACUGCAAUAAUAAUACUUGCAGGGUUAAGGGUGGUGGGAGUUGGCACCCAGACCACUCAUAUGGGCAGAAGUGGUCUGGGUGCCUGGAGUGUACCUUCAAACAAACAAAAGGGGGAAUGGAGGUUGCGCCAAGAAGUGAAAACCAGUAUAUGAGUAGAGAUAACAACAAAAGGAUACAAAACCAAAGGAUAAAAAACAAAAUAGGUUUAAAAAGUAAUAGUAAUAAAAUUUCCAAUUUAAAGUUCCCAUAAAAACUUGCCUCUAGAUAUAGCCUCAGUUCUGUCAGGGAAAUUAUUCUAUAGAGAGACAGAUCAAGGUAGUCUUAGAAGCUGUAUAUAAAAACAGAGAAAAAAGACUAAUAGUGCUAUAUAUCCCAGAAGAAGACAAUAUCAAUAAAACAAGUCCUAUAUAGUCCUACUCAUGUUUUUUAGAGAUUAAAACCAGCUCUAGUAUGAAUAGCGUACAGUGGUAUAAUACCCAUUUAUAAGAUACGUGAGGAGAUGUUGAUAGGCAGGUGUUUGCUCAAUAUGAAGACCAUAAAGGGUUAAAAGAAACAGCAAUAGUGGUCACCGUAUAAAAGAUGCCAGGAGUAUAAAAUAAUGAUAGGUUACUCACAUUUGAUUAAGCAGACAGACUGCUCAAAGUAUAAGGUGUAAGUGGUAUAAUCCCCACCUUGGAUUCCUUAGGAAUAGUCCUCACUGGAACAGUGAAAACGGAUGCCAGGUAGAAGAUAAAAAAAUAAAAUGAUAACAAAUAAAAAGUAAAAUGGCACACUGACAAUUGAAAGUAGAAAAAAUACCUUUAUUCAUGAACAAUAUUAAAAUAAACAAUAUAAAAUAUCCACAACGCAUUUCACCAUCAAGGCUUUAUCAAGUGGAAAUAAAACAUCUAACCUGACAAGGGUUUUAUAGGAAAUAUAAGCAUGGCAAAUUUUAAAUUUGGCGACAAAAUGAUGUCAAUAAUUUAUUUAAUAAAUUAUUCUAUAAAACAUAUGGUAAGUAAAUGUAAGAUUGUGUGGUUAUGUAUUUACUUAAAGGGACACUUUAGACACGAAAAUAACUUUAGCUUAAUGAAGCAGUUUUGGUGUAAAGAUUAUGCCCCUGCAGUCUCACCGCUCAAUUCUCUGCCAUUUAGGAGUUAAAUAAUUUUGUUUCUGUUUAUGCAGCCCUAGCCACACCACCCCUGGCUGUGAUUGACACAGCCUGCAUGAAAACAAAAUGAUUUCAUUUUCAAUCAGAUGUAAAUUACUUUAAAAGUUUUUAUCUCCUGCUCUGUAAAUUAGGCAUUAAAGGACCACUAUAGUGCCAGGAAAACAUACUCAUUUUCCUGGCACUAUAGUGCCCUGAGGGUGCCCCCACCCUCAGGGUCCCCCUCCCACCCGGCUCUGGAAAGGGGAACAGGGGUAAAACUUAACUUUUUCCAGAGCUGGGCAGGGAGCUCUCUGCCUCCUAUCCUCCUCCGUUCCUCCCCGUCGGCUGAAUGCACACGCGCGGCAAGAGCUGCGCGCGCAUUCAGCCAGUCGCAUAGGAAAGCAUUAUCAAUGCUUUCCUAUGGACGCUUGCGUGCUCUCACUGUGAUUUUCUCAGUGAGAAUCACGCAAGCGCCUCUAGCGGCUGUCAAUGAGACAGCCGCUAGAGGCUUUGGGGGAAGGCUUAACCCAUUUAUAAACAUAGUAGUUUAUAAAAAAAAUGGGUUAACCCUAGCUGGACCUGGCACCCAGACCACUUCAUUAAGCUGAAGUUGUCUGGGUGCCUAGAGUGGUCCUUUAACUACAAACAAGAGGUUCCUGCAGGUGCUGGCAAGCUAUUAGUAGAGCAGGAGAUAAGAAAUUCUAAAUUAAAAAGGAUUUGCAAUAAAGGAAGUGUAAACAUAAGACGAUUAUUAACUGGAAGUGUUUAGAAAGGCUGCGUAAGUCACAUGAAGGAAGGUGUGCCUAGGGCUGCAUAAACAAAGUGAUUUAACUCCUUAAUGGCAAAGAAUUGAGCAGUGAGACUGCAAGCGAGUGGUCUACACACGAAAACCGCUUCAUUAAGCCAAAGUUGUUUUGCCGACUUUAGUGUAGUUUUAAGUCCGGCCCUAUUAUAGUUGUCACAUUAUAACAUGUCCAGUAUAACAUGCUGAGAGAGUAAUAACACCUGCAAGUGCUUAUUUUCUAAUAACCCUUUGUACAUUAUGGAAACAGCAAGUGUUUGUAGGUUGUAGCAGAAUGCUUCUCUCAAUACUACUUCCAGCGCUUUUUCUGUAAAGUUCAUCUCAGUUAGGACCAGCCCCAUCACUGAGGUUCCAUCCCAUGACUGCAGAGUGCUGGAACCUCCUCUGAUUAUCCUCUGAUUUCCCUCCCAUGGCUGUGUGAUCUCUUUACACUAUGUAGUUGUGGUGCAAGCUGCUGUGUGCUCAAUACAAAUGUAGGAUAUGGCAUAUUUGUCCCCACCUCUCACACAGCACUCUAGCUUAAAGCUGGCAUUUGAAUACAGCCUGUCACGUAUUCAUCCGCACAUUAAAAUGUGGUUAAUGGCGUUUACUAUCUUGACAUGAAAAGUUGUGCCGAGCAACAUUACCGUCCUGACAGGAAAAGUUGUGCCGAGCAGCAAUCAUGCACAUGGAAACCUGGUAAUUGCCUUUGGGGUCAAAGUCCGGUUACAGCCAAUCGGAUCCACAGGAGGGGUAUUUAAACCCAAUUCUCCUCUUGCUCAUUGCGCUGUCGUGGUUUCAUGCCUAUGGUUAUCACAGAGUGUGUUCCUGAUCUUGAUUUUCUGGUAUUUGACUUUGGCUUUGGUUUGACUUCACUGAUAUCUAGAAUCCUUGACUUUUGUCUUUCCCUCAUCUUUGUGUCUGAUUCUGUGUCCCUGACCUCGCCAAGUAUUUUGACUAUUCUUGGAGACGUUAAGUCUGGCCAUUCUAAGGUCCGGUUAUACAUUAUCCUUAGUCCUAGGUGUGACACAGUACUGCGUGCUGGAUCAACCUGUACUCCUGACACAGCCAGAGAGAACAGCCAACCCUCCCACAGCUCUUAGUGAAUGGACCGACCAUACUUCCCCCACCUCCUCACCACACCCAGUAGAAAUCAUGAAGACCAUGGCUGCAUGUAUACAGAAUGUGCCAGCUACACACGUGCGAUAAAACAGUGUGUUCUCACAGGUCUUCUGGUAGAUCGACUAUUUGUCCAAACCAUUAAAGGACCACUAUACGCACCCAGACCACUUCAGCUCAAUGAAGUGGUCUGGGUGCCAGGUCCACCUAGUGUUAACCCUGCAGCUGUAAACAUAGCAGUUUCAGAGAAACUGCAAUGUUUACACUAGGGUUAAUCGAGCCUCUAGUGGCUGUCUCACGGACAGCGCUAGAGGCGCUUGCGUGCUUCUCACUGUGAAAAUCAGCCCGACGGGAGGGGGCCAUGAGGUUGGGUGGACCUAAAGUGCCAGGAAAACGAGUUUGUUUUCCUGCCACUUUAGUGGUUCUUUAACUGUUACCAGAGUUAUUUGAAAUUAUUUGAUAGAUAUUGAAGUUCUAAAUGAAAGGGUUACUGCAAGCAUCAUAUCCACUACAACCCACUGUAGUGGUUAUGAUGUUAGGUGUAUCCUGGUGGCCUCUCCUGGCAUGGGAGAAACCAUUUUGCAAUUAUUAAUUAAGUUCAUACAGUAUCUGACUCCAUUAUCUACUAGGCAGAGGGGAGGGAUUGUAUGUUUGUAUAUGGGAGUGUCAUGCAUUUAAACACUGUUGUAAUUGGUCUGUGACUUUAUAUUUUAGUUCCCCACAAGGUACCCCUUGCAUGGGGAUUGUCAUAAAAGGCCAAGUGUGGCACCAUUAAAGUCUGUUCUCUUCACCUUCAACACGCAACCUUGUCUUGUGUUGAAACAAAAAGUCAAAUUUUAAAUGUAUCAAAUGCAAUAUGGAAAAGGAGGCCAGAAGGUGUAAGAAAAUGUUCAUCUUUACAAUAGUGAUAUUGGCAGUCAUGUGUCUACUCAAUUGGUUGUUGUACAUUUUUCUUUUUUGUGCACUUGGAAAUGGAAAGAAUAUCAGUUAAAAGUCUGUAAAUUUGACAACACUUGUUUUCAAUGGGGGUUGAAUACUUUUGAUUACAGCUAUGUGUAAAGCUGUAGAUUGUGGCCAUUGCAUGUUAUGCAAUAUUCUAGGUGUUUGCAUCUAGGGAAUUUAUAGAAAGACAUUAACAUUGCAAAUUAAGUUAUAUUUUAACCGAUCAUAUCCAUCAAACAUAUGUACAUCUAUUUUUAGCAGUGGAAUACUGCCUCUUCUAAAGGCUUGAUUUAUAGCGCAUUAAUGCAUGGGCAACAGGGCUUUGAAAUAGAUUUUCUCCAUGCAUUAGAAUGCAUUCUUAUAUACCUGCAUUACAAAUCUUAAAGGAAGACUCCAAGCACCAUAACCACUACCGUUCACAUUGUAUAUCAGCACUGUGCGUCUGUUUGAAAAUGUGUCCUCCAAUACCAGGACAGCAGGUCUGUCGAAAUGUGUCCCUUACUUACAGCACUGUGUGUGUCUGUUGCAGCAUGCUGUCAGAAUAGCUCAGGUUUCCAGGUAUAGUUCAUAUAAUUAUUGUCUUGUCUAGUAUCCCAAAGGCUUUUUGAAAGUGGCUUUUUAUUUUGACAAUUGUAAAGAUUUCAUAUUUUAGCAUAGCAGGGGCACAGUGUAACCCAGACUAAACAGUCUUCUGUAUACGGAGUAGUACAUAAUUUGCAAGAUUUCUUUGUAGCUAUGUCACUGCCAAGGGGGGUUUUGCCACUCUGAAGCUUAAACAUGCUUAUCUAUACGUUGUCUUGGGAAUAUUUGGAUAGAAAGGUUUCUUAUUGAGGUUUUAAAUACGGUAUGCUGUGCAAUCUGCUGAAAUCCUGGAAUAAUAGCAUUCAUUCAUGGCACAGAUCUAUUUAAAUAUAUGGAAUACUCACAAUUUUGGAAAACAGCAUACAGGCCCUUAAUUGAAAAAUAAAAAACAAUGUUCCUUAGAAGUAUAAAAAUAGUCUAUGUAAUAAUUUCUAUAUUGCAAGUUAGAUUGUUCUUCAUAAAACCACACAAAUUACACAAAUCCUUCUUGUGCUGUUUUAAUUCAGCGGUAUUUUUUCCAUUUUUGUUAAUACACUGUAUGUUUGCCAAAGAGACAUAUGAUCACCAUUAAACUUCAAUACCACACUUCAAGUAUAAAUAGGAACUCCAGUAUAAGAUGUAUAUUCCCUCUGGUGACACAUAGAAAUCAACGAUAUACAACAUGACACGUACAAUGAAAGUCUUUAGAAGCCACAAGUUAAAAGCUCAUCUAAUGCACAUAGGAAGUCUGUUUCUAGCUGAGCAUGCUUGAUGUGGUUACCCAGAGUUCUACACAACCAACACAGCACAUGGAAAUAGCAAAGACACAAAACAUGACUACAAGAAAAUUCACAUGCAUGCUUUUAAGCAUUUUAGUCAUUUAUUUUUCAAAAAGGGGCGGGGGGGGAGGGAUUUAGGACAUGCCAAUAGUGACAAGGCGACUUUAAAGGAACACUAUAGUGUCAGGAAUGCAAACAUGUAUUCCUGACACAAAAGUUUUAAAAUCACUGUUUAAGUCCCCGCCGGUCUCACCAUGGCUUGCUGCACCUCGCUCCGUCUCCUUGGCUGAGAUCAUCAAAUUUGAUAGUUUUUUUUUAAACCCAAACAGGAACUUCUAUAUGAUAAUCUUCCAUGCAGAAUCUGCACUAUUUAUUUGUACAGUACAUGAUAGAUUGACCCUUUAUUUUCCAGGUUCUAAUACUAUUCCAUUUUGAUAAAACCCUAGUGGUGAAACGCAUUAAUGGUUUUAAAUAUUGUGUAAUUUAUAUAAUAAAAGAUUUUUGGCUAGAUUUCUGCGCCAUUACCUUUUUACACACUAUUUUACUUUCCUGGCAUUUUACUCAUUUUAACCACUUAUCCUGAGGUGGGGAUUAUACCACCAAUCCUACUAUUAGAGUGCAGUGACAUCUGCACUCUAUUUGUGAGUAUAUUUUAUUUUAUUUUUUUUCUAUAUUACAUCACAUCAUCAGAGAGCACUAUUUGCUGUUUUUAUUCUCCCCUUUUCCUGAGAAUUGGACACCACUGUCGACUGGAGGAUAAGCACCCACAUAUCCCAUAAGCGGGGAUCAUUCCGCUGUAUGCCUGUUACACUUGAGCUGGCCAUAGCUCAUUUAAAUGUGAGUGUUUCAUUUAUAUUUUAACUUAUUUAUUAUUCAUCCUAUACACUCUGCACGAUUGGUCCUUGUGUGUCUUCCAUAUCACAAGACGAUUUGGACUACUAGAAAUAUAGAAGACACUCUACCAGCAAAUACAGUGACCAAGUCUAUUGAACUUCAGAUAUUCUUAUUGGACUUUCUUUUACAUAUAUAUAUUAUUAUUUUUUUAUCCUUUAUUGUAUUUUUAGUACUAUUUAUCACGGCGCAGCCUUUUUUCUCCUUGUUGCACGUUUUAAAUAGAGAGGGUGAGAUUGCUACGCUCUGUAAGGUUGCUGCCUAUACACUAUAUUAUUAGCGCUAACCUACCCCUUUUUAUCUAUAUGAUCCUUAAUUGUUAACAAAAUUAAAAUUAAUAUUAUUUUGGUUUUUCUUCCUAUGACUUUAUUUUUUGUCAUUAUUAGUACAAGUUGCAUUAUCAAGGGAAAGAUAAGUUUGGCAUGACAGUGCCGCUUUAAGGCAGAAAUCUUGUUUGAGCAUUGCCCUCUUCAACAUUUCAACGUUUGACUUAAUUUGUUAGUUUGCAAUUACAUGCCUUUUUGUUUACACAUUGCAAAGUGCUACAGAAUAGGCUUGUGUUUCAGAAUAAACCAUUACUGUUGUAUGCAGUGAUCAUGAGACCCUUGUUGCUUGUCAACAAUUGUACAGCACUACAGAAUAUAUUCAGGGCCGGCCUGUCCAUAGGCCCCGGUGGAGCCAUGGCUCCAGGCAGCACUCUGACAGGGGCGGCAUUUUGCCGCCCCUGUCAUAAUCUAAAACAGGAUUUCCCAACCUAUGGCGGCAGCAGCACCGCACGGGUUGGGAACCUGUGUGAGGGUCCAUCGGGUGGCCCAUGCCCUUAGGGCCACCCGAUGGACAUAUGCAGUGAGGGGACCAGUCGUGCGUUGUGGCGCUUUAACAGCACGACCGGGCCCAUUCUAUCCGCAAAGAGAGCUGGGAGGAAGUGACAGCGUAUCACUUUCUCCCAGCUCACACAGAGCCAGCCGUGCGGGAGAAGGAGGAGGGAGCCGCGAGGAUGGGGCCGGAUCGGCAUAGCAGGCCCCUAACUACCACCAGCCACAGCCAGUAGAAGGUAAGAACCUGCUGGGUCACAGGCAUCUGUAUAUUUUAUUCCCAUUUACAGAAAAUCCAGAAAGCAUCUUGCAAAAAAAGAACUUUGGUUAUGUGAGUCUUGUUUUAUUCCACAGCUGGACUAUAACAAUUAAAAUGAUAACUAAAAAAUUAUCACACCACGUUGAAAACAUUUUGAAUUGUUAUUCUUGCAAAUUCGUGCAAAUCAUAGAACACUCUUGUCGCCUUAUGAUUGAUUUAUUUUGUGUCAGUAUGAUAUGUUACUAUCCCUCCCAAUAAUUGGGACUGGGGUCUUGGGUAGAAAUACCUACAAUGUGUCAGCCUGGCUGGAAUAUGGAGCAUGUGGUCCGCGUGGGGAGAUGGAAGUAUUGCCCAUUACUAGAUUGCAUUGAAUCAAUGAAUCAGAGUAAAGUGUAAACCCUUUAUGUGUUAUGGCUUCCUCCUGGGGUCUAAGACCACUACAGGAGUAAAAAAAGAAUUCCACCAGACACCAGGGAAGAUCCCAUUCUAAAGCCUAAAGUUAGGCAAAACAUGAGAGUGGCUUAAAUACUAUAUAUGGGUCGUAUAUAUUUUAUUCUCAUUUAAUUUAUUAACCUGGAAGUAUUUAUAUCUCUAUGUAUCUGGAAAUGUGUAUCUGAUCAUGGGGUAUGUUUGUAUGUGUGCCUGAGGGAUGGGGUAUUUUUCUAUGUUUGUGUCUUGGAGUGGGCUUGUUUGCACGUGUUUGUCUGAUAUGGGUUUGUUUGUUUGUAUGUGUGAGUGGGAGUGGGUAUGUUUCUGUCUGGAAGUGGGUACAUUUGUAUGUGUGCUUGGGAGUUGGUAUGUUUUUAUGUGUGAGUGGGAGUAGGUAUGCUUCUGUCUGGUAGUGGGUAUGUUUGUAUACGUGUGUUUGGGAGUGGGUAUGUUUGUGUCUGGUAGUGGGUAUGUUUGGUGGCUUACUUUUUUGAAUGUGUGUGUGUGUGUGUGUAUGUAGUGUUGGUAUCUGUGUGUUUGUAUGUGUGUAAUGUUUGUAGUGUGUGUUUUUUUUUUUUAUAAUUCUUUAUUUUUUCAAUGACAGAGAAAAAUUGUACUAUGCAGUCAUAUGGCUUGCGCAGAAGCCGCAUUGUGAAUACAAAAAAGAGCAAAUGUUGCCAAUAGGAGGUACAUACGGUAUUCAUAACAUUGCAUGUACAUCAUUUGCAUUCAGGAUCUGGCUGCCAUUGGUUUACCAGAAUUGUACAUAGACAAACAUAAACAUAAAUAAAAAGAACAACCCAACGGUAAUGUAAGAACUUGGAUAGUGUAUCGUUUCUUUGUGUUUAAGUUGCCAUCUGGUUUUGAUGGUGUAGUGUGUGUUUGUGUGUCUCUGUGUAUGUGUAGUGUGUGUGAGUUUGUGUAUGUGUAGUGCGUGUGUCUGCAUGUGUGUAUACUGUAUGUGUGUAAUGUAUAUCUGUGUGUAUAGUGUGUAUCUGAAUGUGUGGUUGUAGUGUGUGUAUCUGUAUGUGGCAGUGUCUGUGUGUAUAUACUUACAAAUCAGGUGGAGUGUAAGGUGGACCUUGACUUCAGGUAUCACAGACAGCUGAAAAUAAAGAGAACACAGCCUAGUGCAAUAUAGUCUGAUACAAUUAUAUGUAUAGUAAUCAACAGAUAUUAUACUCACAAACACAGAGCCAAUUACACUAGGCUCAAUGAGUAAGCUGGUGGGAAUAUUUGGAGGGAUCCCACUCCCUGGCUGAGCAGAAUCCGUGCUGUGUCAAGGAUCUUCCGCUUAGUAACUUCCCAGGGUCAAAGAUCUUCCCUUAAUAAUGCUCCAGGGUAUUAAAUAAUGGUAAAAAUCCAAUUCAUUUGACACAUAAAAAUAGAAAUAAAAUAACAAGCAGUAAAUACUGCUAAGUCUCUAGGGAGUUAAAUACUUGCAAAACGCGUUUCACCUAGAAAGGCUUCCUCAGUUGCAUAGACGUCUUGUCCUGGCGCCAGUCUUAUAUAGCUUACCUUUUGAUUAUCGAUCCGGAUCCCCUGUGAUAGCAGUGAGUGACUUCCGUCUCCCUCCUAUGACGUGUCACUCCGCCGUCUUCACUCUAAAGCUGUACUUCCGGUUUCGGUCUGUAUUCGGAACGCAUGUGCGUUCCACCUUCGAGAUAAACUUUAUUGUUGUAGCGCUUUGUGGACUUCUACUUUAGAUCAAGUGUUACAUGAAUUUGUCCUAAUAUUACACACACUUUUAUUAAAAAUAGGAGUAGGUGAUGUGUAGAGUCCCACAAGGGGAAACCAACAUCAGGAGAGCUCCACUGUAUAAGAAAUGAGUAUAAUAAAUGAGGAAGGGAGGCCCUACCUUUAAUCAAUCUAAGGAUAAAAAGGGAUAUGCAAACAAAAAGUAUAACUUGAAAAAAAGGGAGUUCUACUAAACGGUGCCCAGGGGAUCAAUUGUCUGGAGUACUAGCUAGCAUCUAAGUUCCAGUUCCCCUAGUGUCCGACUGACAGGAAGGUAGUGUAAACGAGGUUAGGGAGAGAGAAGAGGCACGGGUCCCCGGAGGCACAGAUCUCUCUUUUUUUCAAUUUAUACUUUUUGUUUGCAUAUGCCUUUUUAUCCUCAGAUUGAUUAAAGUUAGGGCCUCCCUUCCUCAUUUCUUAUACAGUGGAGCUCUCCUGAUGUUGGUUUCCCCUUGUGGGACUCUACACAUCACCUACUCAUAUUACCUACAUAUUUUGGAGGGUUACCCCCUCUUUGGAGCUCCCUAUUAGGUGGUUACAGUGGUGCAGCUCAUGAGCCCUUGACUUGUAUCCGGACUCCUGACCUGCACUCUGUUUACUUUAUUUCUCCAUUUUGUUAUUAAAAAUACAUUGUUUACUGUAAACGUUGCAUCACUUAUGAAUAUUUUUACAGAUUUCUUGUGUAAGAGAUAUGUCCGUAUAUUAGCACUUUAUUAAUUUAACUAUGCACAGUUAUAUCAGAAACAUCUGUUCCUAUGAUGGAUGCAGAUUUUUGAGCUUGUCAUUCCCCCAUAGAAGAUAUACAAUGACAUACACUGACAUAAACAUCUAAAAGGCUUAACGUAAGUGUAAGGAAACUCAGUCUCAAAUUAUUGAUCAGGUGCCAUAGAUUGAAAAUUCAGUUUGCUCAUUCCAGUUUGUUUUCAAGGGUGCUGUUUCAUAGUUGUCGCUGACAACUGAAUACAUUGGUGUGAAAAUGCCUUCAGAACUAAAUUAACACCAAUUUACUGGAACAUGUUUGGUAUUUUAUCUAGAGUAGCUAUAGUUUGUAAUGACAGCAAAGAAAAUUUGUUAGCGUGUUCUAAAAGCAUUUCGUUGGAAAACACAUAACAGUCUCUGUUCCUGUAUGUCCAGUGGUCUGAUCUCAAUUAUGUGUCUGUUAGUCCACCCAUUGUACAGCGCUACAGAAUUUGUUGGCACUAUAUAAAUAAUAAAAUAAUAAUAAUAAUAAUAUGAACUUCUUGGUAAAAGGUUGCAGGGACUCUGAUACCCGCUGAUUACUUAAUCUGCUGAGUUGUGCCAGCAAAAUUAUUCCAGUGUACAACCAAGAUGAAGUUAGAUUGCCAUGAGAUAUGGUCCCUAAUAUUGGUCAUAGUUCUGUAAACAUAACAGUAGCAUAUGUUUUAUGAUCAGGGCAGGAAAUUAUCUUUUGUAUACAAUUUUACAAUGUUAAGUAACCAGCUAAGCAUUUAUAUAAUCAAUGUACAAGGAAUCCUUCCUGUGUAGUUUUGCAAUAGAGUAUGUGAGCACAAUGUGUAAGGUAAAUCUGUUUAAGGUAAAUGCCUUUCGUGUCAUUUGUCAAAAAGGGAUCUGAUGUCUUUUUCAUUUUACGGAAAAGCUAUCCUUUGAUGGUGUUUCAGUAAGUUCCCAUAUUCAUUUAUUUAUUUAUAAAAUAUUUUACCAGGAUGGAUACAUUGAGAUUUCUCUCGUUUUCAAGUAUGUCCUGGGUCUUUGUCCACUAGACAUGUGCAAUUCGUUUCGGGCCGAAUAUGAAUUUGGACGAAUUUUGGGCAAUUUGGACAUUUCCGAAUGUCCGAAUAGCCUAAGUUCCGAAAUUGCUGAAGUGCCGAAGUUCCGAAGCACAGUAUUUCCUAAGUACUAAUAUACUUAUCCAGUGGAAGAAGAAGAAUGUUACACUGUAUAGUAUUUUAAAUAAAAAGUAUACAAACAAAGCCAGGAUUCAGCUGUAAGCCUUUGCAACACUUACAACAUUCAAAUAAAAUGUAAGUUACUUGGCCAGUUAUGUAAUGACAGGAAUAAAUAAGUAGAUAACUCCCUAAUUCCCAAGGUAUUAGGGAUCUAUCUACUAAAAGGCUGAAAGACCAAUUUAGUAAACAUUACUUAAUAUUAGUAAAUUAUGCCCCUACUCGCUAUACCGCAUGAAAAAAAAACACAUCCCCCUCCUAACCUAAAGGGGGGCCCUAAAGUAAAGUAAUGGGGGGGGGACCUAUUGUCCUCCCCCACCCGGCCCCCACCCCAUAGCGGUGGGUAGGGGCCCUAACUACCAAUUGGGGGGGACCUAAUGUCCUCCCUCUGGCCCCCACCCCUGAGCGGUGGGUGGGGGCCCUAAAUUAGAAUGAGGGGGGGAUUAGUAUUUAGGGUCCCCGACCCACCGCUCAGGGGUGGGAGCCAGGGUGGAGGACAUUAGGUCCUUCCCCCUCAUUCUAAUUUAGGGCCCCAACCCACCACUCAGGGGUGGGGGUCUGGGGGGAGGACAAUAGGUGCCCCCCCAAUAUUUUACUUUAGGGCCCCCACCCGCUGCUCAGUGAGCAACCAGUGGCUAAAUGACUAAAUGUUUAAUAGACAUGCCCCUACUCGCAGUAUAGCGUGUAGGGGCAUAAUUUAACAAUACUAAGUAAACUUUACUUAGUAUUAGUAAAUUUGGCUGAAAGACCAAUUUAGGUCUUUCAGCCUUUUGGUAGAUAACUCCCUAAUACCGUGGCAAUUAGGGACUUAUCUUCCAAGCGGCUGCAAGAGAAAUUCCGAAGUGUUAACAUCCCGAAGUUGCCGAAGUGCCGAAGUUACCGAAAUUCCGAAGUGGCCAAGUUCCGAAGAUCCGAAUUGCCGAAGUCCCGAAUUUCGGAAUGCCGAACCAAACCGAAAUUUUUUCCCAUGCACAUGCCUAUUGUCCACAAAACAUUGCAUUGUUACAAUAGGAUACAAUAUUACAAAAAUACAAUAUACAAACUAUGUAUAUAUAUACACACACACAUAUAUAAAUUUAAUACAUAACAGGUAAUAAAUAUAUUCAACCAUGACAGGUGCAUUAUGUGCUGAGGUUUAUUGCCAUAAAUCUCUUAAAAGAUUUUAGAUUGAAUGAAGAUUUGACUGCGUCCCUGAGGUUAUUCCAUAAUUGAUUGGCAAGUAGCCUUUGGAUGGAUCUAGUGACACAACUGCAUUAUUGGCACACUCCCUUUACACCUCUCCCACCAGUGUGCUGCUUCUAUGGACACCAGAUUUGGGAGGUAUGCGGCUAAGCUGUGCACCAUGGGACACUUAAGUAAACAAGUAAAGUAAAAAACACUAUAGGUCACAUUUUUUCCUGAUGAAACACUGCAGACUAGAUUCACACUUAAAAAAUCUUUAAAAAAAAAAUUAUACAUUUGAAUUGUCUGUAUUUUCUCUUUUUGAGGGUUCUACAUGUAUUGUUUCACAGAUCCUCAAAAAGUGCAUCAUGUGUGCCAAGCUUUCCCAAAAAGGAAGUGACUUCUGUUCAAUUAAAAAACUUCUAUGUAGCACAGCUUAGCGUAUUACUGUCAAAUUUUCUCCUCGCAGUGUCGUUCUAAUGCCCAAUACUAUACUCUGAUCCUGCAUCAAAAUCAACGCAAGGUGAAAUAAUUUAUUUAAAAUCCCAGCAUCAAUCUUCUUUCAAUAAUGAUGCAAGCUCGGCAUGAUUUUGAAUUCACAGGCCAAUUACUUUUUGGUGUCGCUUUGGUGAUGUCAGGCGCUAGAGUAAUGUAAAGUCACUCCACUAGAAGUCAUGUGCCCUAUUGUGAUUCCUGUAUAUCUAACAGUGUGUUCCUUGUGUUCUCUUAUUGUUUGGGUACUGACUUCUGCUUGUUUGACUACUCUUGUCCUCUGUACUCCUGAUUUUGGCUAGUCCCUCGAUUUUGUGUCAAUCUGUCCUCCUUGACCUUGGCCUGUUCACAACUAUUUUUUGUCUGUUCUUAAAAAUAUGUAUUUGGAGUAAAAAGUCUUGUUGGACUUCUCACCUUAUUGCACGUGUCAUUAUUAGAUGGCGAGUAUCAGUGUAAUGGUUUUGAGUUGGAGUGAAGGCAUCUCUGGAGUCCCUUUAUUCCUGAUAUCGGUUACAAAGAAUUAGUAACAAGAGCAGAUACAGAUACUAAAGCUCCACCUUUUUACAUAGGAUACUUUCUUUUUUGACUUUUUUUUGUAAUAUGACAAAGAAAAAGAAUUUCUUGCCAAUUUUUAUUCCUUUGGAUUUUUUUUUUUAAUUGAUGAUUUUACCAUUGAUCAUAUUUACAAAAUAAGACAAAUGUUUAUUAGGGAAAAAAAAAAGACACAUUCAGAAACGGAAGGAUUUAGUCCUUAAAGGUACAUAAAAGGCACACAGACCACUUAAUCUCAAUUAAAGGGACACGCCAGGCACCCUUAUGCCAAUUGGAGUUGUCUGGGUGCCAUCUCCCAUCACCCUUAAUCCUGCAAGUGUAAUUAUUGCAGUUUUUAUAAACUGCAAUAAUUACCUUGCAGGGUUAAGUCCUCCUCUAGUGGCUGUCUAGAAAAACACUUUUGUCCAGUGGAUAUUAAAGGAAAUCUACAUUGCAGGGUUUAAAUGCCUUCCAUUAGAGGUGCUUCCACCGAAAUAGCCAAUUGAAACACGUCUAUUACAAGCAUUAUUAUCAAAAUUGAGAGGCAGGUUAACCAAGCACAAAGCAUGGGAGAAAACAUAAGUAAACUAACUUUGUCACCUCACCCUUGAAGGGGGGGUCACCUACUAUGUAUAGAAACUAUAGUGUUUGAAAUGCACAUUUAUAUUCUUAACGCUACAGUGGUCUUUUAAGCAAACAGAAAAAAUUUGAAAACUGCUUACCUGUCUCAGAAAAUCCACCACUCUAAUGGUGGUAGAAAUAUUUAGCCAAAAAAAAGUUUGCACCAUUUUUUAUACAUCGGAAGCAACAAAUUUGAAUAAAUAUAAAUAAAAUUAUACAAGAGGGGCAGUAAGUAAUAUUUUGACACAAACGAGGGAAUUAGGCAUCAAUUUACUAAGCUUUUAAAAUAGUUUAAUACUGCUAGCAAAACUUUAAAAAUGAUUCAUCUAUAAAGAAAAUUCCCAUAGAAUAUGUAGUUAAAUCAUCAGGCAAGUUUUUCUAACAGUUUUAAAUCAUUUGGAAAGAAAAAAAGACAAAAUUGCACAGUUUUUUUAUGUGCCUGUGUGUGUCUGUGUGUCAAGGUGUGUGUAUUGUGUGUCAAUGUGUAUCUGUGUGUGUGUAUGUAUCUGACACACAGAUACACACACACACACACUGACACACAGAUAUACACACCUUGACACACAGUGUGUCUGUGUGUGCAUCUGUGUGUCAAAGUGUGUGUUUGUAUCUGUCUGUGUAUCAAGGUGGCACAUAGUGGCACACAGAUACACACACUGACACAGUGUGUGUCAAUGUGUGUGUAUCUAUAUGUCAAAGUAUGUGUAUCUGUGUUUGUAUGUGACACACAGAUACACACAUACACACUGGCACAUAGUGGCACACAGAUACACACUGACACACACACCUUGACACACAGAUACACACAUCUUGACUCACAAAUACACACACACUCAAAAACACACAGUGACAUAUUCACACACUUGCACCCACAGAUACACACACUGGCACAUACACACACUCAGAUACACAUAUUGACACAUACACACAGUGUCAUAUACACACACUGACACCCUCAGAUACACACACACACACACACACACAUAGGCACAUACAAACACACUGAUAUACACUGGCACAUACACACACAUACACUCAGAUACACACAGUGACACAUACACAAACCUUGACACACAGAUACACACACUGACACACUCAGACACACAUACUCUUUGACAGACACACCUACACUCUCACUGACAAACAUGCAUACUCUUUGACAGACACACAUACACUCACACUGACAAACACACAUACUCUUUUACAGACAAACAUACAAACACAUAUACACUCUCACUGACAAGCACACAUACAUUCUCACUGACAUACACAUACACACUCACUGACAAUCACACUUACACGCUCUCUGACAAACAGGCAUACUCUUUGACAGACACACAUACACUCUCACUGACAAAUACACAUACUAUUUUACAGACACACAUACAAACACAUACACACUCUCACUAACAAGCACACAUACAUUCUCACUGACAAACACAUACGCACUCACUGAAAAGUACACUUACACUCUCACUGACAAACACACAUAUACAUAGACACACAAACACAUACAAACUUCCUAACAGACACACAUACAAUUGAUUAUUUUUUUUACAUUUUACUCCACCCAGCCUUCCUACCUUUGGGAGUGCAGGCAUGGAGUCUAUGUCCCUGUGAUCCAGUGGGGCUGCUGGGCUGAGUGUGCGGUCCCUGGGGUCAAGUGGGGCUGCUGGGCAGCUUGUGUGUGGUCCCUUGGGUCCAGUGUUGCUGCUGAGUGGCUGGCGUGCAGUCCCUGGGGUCCAGUGGGGCUGAUGAGUGGCUGGCGUGCGGGCGGCGGGGGAGCAGUGAUCUCCCUGCUCAGCUCCCUUAUGCGCUUCGUAGUGAUGCCAGAGCUAUGUCAUAUUCCAACUCCGGCAUCACUGCUGUGCGCACAAGAGAGCUGAGCAGGGAGAUCACUGCCCACUGCUCCCUCGCCGCCCUCACUGUUUUUAUAUCUCCCUGCUCAGCUCCCUUAUGCGCUUCGUAGUGAUGCCAGAGCUAUGUCAUAUUCCGACUCCGGCAUCACUGCUGUGCGCACAAGAGAGCUGAGCAGGGAGAUCACUGCCCACUGCUCCCUCGCCGCCCUCACUGUUUUUAUAAAUUUUGGCGGAACCCCAAUUGUGAAAAGCUGCUCUAAAGUGUGAAUUGUAAGUAACUUAAAAUGUCUAAAUUUAGGUACAAAAUAGACAAAAUUUAAAAGUCCGAAUAGACAUAUCUAGCUGACUUUACUUUGAAUUUUUGUCUAUUGGCACGUGAGUGAAAAAACAGUCUACAAUCAAAAAGGUGUUUGUUAUUCAUAGUUUCUUCUGCUAAAAGGUAAUUCAACUUUUUAAUACUUUCUGCAUGUUGAAAGGUUAUAAGAUAGAGUUAAUGAUACCUGGUGAAAAUAACCCUAUUAUGCUUCUAAACCUGUUCAGGACCUGCAGAAGUAAUGAGGCUGUUAAUAAUGUUAUGAAAAAAAAUAUAUAUAUAUGGAUGGUUAAUCUCCGCUGUACAUCAACCAACAAAGUUGGUGUUCCAGUAGAAAAAAAAAACCUGCAGUACCAAGAGGAGACUCCAGGGGUCUCCAGGGGCUUAACCCCAAAGCACUAAGUGGAGAAAACAAAAAGAGAACACAGAACGCUAUAUACAAAUGUCAAAAGACAAAUGUAGCGAGCUGUGUAUACCUGGAAAGACACUGUAGUCUAGGAGAAGUCUAUUAUAUACAUUAUGUACAAAGGUCAAAAUAUCCCUAUAUAAAGUAAAUUAAAAAAAGUAGAUAGAAAGAGCAUAAACCCUGGAUGAUAUACAUAUACCACUAUUAUAAUCAAAAAGACCGCAGACAGCUACUGUGACCUUUAAUUAAUCUGGCUCAAUAUGCUACUGCAGUAUUAACAUUAUUAUAUCUAGUAUAUCACACAGGGAGCAAAAGAGUAAGUUAAACUACCACCUCAAUCUAGCCUCUAAUGUGCAAAUGCACUUAGUGUAAUACAAUAAUCCCAAACUAUAUAAGGUUAUGCUUAGAUGUAAAAGGGUUAUUUUGAGAGAAUGAUUGAAUAUUUUUUUUAAUCAAAAGGAUCUCCACUAAUUUUCCUGCUGCUGAGAAUCGACACUGUUAUAAGCUACAGGUAUUUAACCCUUAAAUGUCAAACAGUGGCAACUGUAAAAAAUUGGAUAUUCCUGUAUUUUAUCUAAAAUAAAUGACAUGCAUAACAGGACAUUUGUGGUAGCACGUGCUGUUCAAUUUUUCUGUCUACCAUUUAGAUUUGGCAAUGAAACUGAAAUAUUUGAUAGAUUCAUAGACUGUAGGAUAUAUGUGGGUAAGCCAAGAGUCAGCGGUUUCUAGGUGAGAGAUUUUAUUGUUGCCCAUCUGGGUGUGGUUUAAUAAGUCACUCUCUUUUACACACUCCUUUUAAGUGCACAACAUUUCUGACUGCUAUAUGAGAAUCGUGGGAAAUAUAGUCCAUGGACAUUAAAGGAAAUCUUGUCAAUAAUAAUGAUGACUAACCAUAGCAUGUCUGAUAUUUGUGGACCCUGUAUCCCAACAUGCCGAACCAACAAAAGUUACAUGAUCUGAGUGCACAAAUAAAGGCUAACCAGGCAUAGGAGAUGUUUGUGGACUAUUGUUUGUCAGCUAGGCUACUGAUUGGCUGAGAAUCACAGGAAUGUAGUUCACAAAUGUUCUCUUCGUUCUCUCACCUGACAUGUUUCUGUCUUCAUCCCAGUGACUGUGUAUGUAUGUGUACUGAUUAUAUAUAACCGUAUUUUUAAACCAUAUGCUGAAUUGUCAAAAUUGUGGGGGGAAUAUUUUCUUUUGCCAAAAUGUUACAACUGUAUAAUCAAAGCUUGUCUGUUUUUGCCUAUAUUUUGCAAUUCAGUUUUCAAUUCAAUACAAUUAGUUUUUUUUAGUGAAUAGCCCCCUCCAUGAAAUUCUGUGUUUAUAAUAUGUGUCGUAUCAUAUGCAAUGUGUGAAUGUGAGGCUCACCCUCCCCCAGCCUGCCUGAAGCAGUCACCCACUUCCCAUACUUGUAAGCAGCUAGAGCCUGCAAUAAAAAGCGAUUGAGAAUGACAAAUAAUAUAAAGCCAUAGACUGAACAGUUCUCGUCUGUGGGGCCUACCUUGAGAGAGAAAAUGAAAAGGUUCAUGGCACGCUUUGCACCAAGCUUAGCUGCCCCUGGGUACAAUUGUUAAAAAAUUCAAGUGUCUGUCUAUUCUAAUGGGACAUGUUACUUUGGAUUUUAAUCCCUCACUCUGCCACUGCCUUUCUAUUCUUCUGAAAGAUCGGAAAGGCAGUUUGAAGUGCCUUUUAUGUAUAACCAAAAAAAAUGAAUGUGGUGUGAGCACUUUAAAAUAUAACUUUUAUUGAUUGACGUUAGAAUAUCCAAAAAAAGUGGGGUAUUGUACAGUGUAGUGUGUAGAUAAAUACAUAGAAAGAAAUAGUAUAUAAAGUAGUAGUAAAAAAAUAAUAAUAUAAAAUGAUGAUAAAAAUCUAAGUAUCUCUCUAAGUAGAUGGGAUACAAAGGAUUCAUAAAUUAAUAGUACACUACACAUUUAGGCACAUAUAUUUCCUUGUAGGAUAGUGGAUAAUAAAGUAUCAAGUAUACCACUUAUACCGCACAGUUAACUGUUGCAACUGUGUAUCACAUAGCUCUAUGCAGAAAGCUAAUAGUAAUGUGUCCAACAAGUUUAGAGUAUUUGCCGCAGAGUAAUAGUAAUAUAGGCAGAAAUGGUUAAACUUGCAGAUAGACCAACAAGUUUAGAAUAUUUGCCGCAGACUAAUAGUAAUAGUGAUAUAGGCAGAAAUGGUUAAACUUGCAGAAUAAUAUCUGUGAAUAUCAAAAUGGGAUUAACAGUUAGAGUGCAUGCACCGGUUGAUCCCUAGUCUCGUUAAAUAUAGAUUUCUAAUCCGUACAUAUUUUGCAACCGGCACAUGUCCCCUCCAUGUUCCCAAAUAAAAGUUGGUGUACAAAUUAGUGAAAAAUGCCUCCGUUCCCAAAUAUGUCUAAUUCUUAGAGAGAUCAAAUAUAGAAGGAACCCCAGGAGGGGGGAGUAGUGAAGUUAAAUGUAAGUCAUCAGUGUGAAAAGACCCCCCCCCCCCCCCCACUCGGAAAGCUCCAGUGUAUUAUUUUAUUCACUCCCUUGUUCAACUUUACAUACUAUUUCUUUCUAUGUAUUUAUCUACAGACUACAGUUCAAUACCCCCCUUUUUGGGGAUAUUUUAAUGUCAAUCAAUAAAAGUUAUAUUUUAAAGUGCUCACACCACACUAAUUUAUUUUGUUAGUACAAUUACGGGGUUCAAACCGAUUGACAAAGUGGUGAAGCAAAGUUUCUCACUUGUUGUCAAUUAGUGGUGGAAGAGAUAGAUUUCUCUUUACCUUUAAUGUAUAUUUAAUUAUGAAGGUGUACAUCAUUAUUUGACAUGGUUCUUAAUGGCUUAAUUACAUAAAUAGCUAUAAACAUGUAAAAAGGUAUAUACAGAAAUUCACUAGAUUGAUAAAUAAUUCUCACACGUGCUACAGUACUUUUAAUUCAUAAUUAAAUAUUAAAAAUGUGUAUUUGUGACUGUCCUAACAUCUAAUUGGUCUUGAUGGGGUUAAAACUAAUUGUUAAAUUUGCAUUGUAGCAUAAUUACUGCUACAUUAUUAAUAAUUUUUAAUUGAGACACUAUUGGAAUAUAUACAUUAACACGCAGACUGUAUCCUGAGAUUAUUAAUGUAAAUAUUGCAUCUACGAAGAAAAUUCAGCAUAAUGAAAUGAAAACAAAAAGCAUAAUGAAAAUCCACAUCGUAUAUCUUACAGAAAAGCCCUAUAUCUUAUAUUACAGGGAUCAGCAAAGUUGGAAAAGGCUGAAAUUCUUCAAAUGACGGUAGAUCAUCUGAAGAUGCUGCAGGCAACCGGGGGUAAAGGUAAGGCUUUAAUGGUCUGUAAUGCUGCACGGAAAACUAAGUAAACAUCUCAUUUAAGAAAUACUGGUAGGCUGAUGCAGAUAAAAGGAGUGGAAAUCAAUGCUAAUGGUAGGAUUGAACUCGUGGGAAAAAACCAUAUUCACAAAAGGAGCACUUGACCCUGGGCUUGUGUUUGCUUUCACAACACUGGGAGAGUAAAAGCUUCAUUCACAGACAGUCCAGCCAUGGAUUUGUUUGGGGUUUUUACAAGGAGACAAAACAAACACACAAACAUUCAGGAAAAAAUAAACAGGACAGGAACCCACAAUGAAGUUGUGCAGAACCCCGACGUAAUGUCUGCUUUUAGCAAAGGAAGUACAGGAGGGAGACUAUUCAUUUAUUAUAACCCACACGGUGUUCACAAAAAAAAAAAAAGGAACAAUGAUUCAUGAUGCAUGCACAAUGCUUAUAAAGGAAAUUGAAAGAAUAAUUGUUCCUGUGCUUACCGCAGCUUGGAAUUAACUUCCUGAUGACUUUUCUGUCACUGAGAAAGCUUCUUCUUUUUAACUUCCAAAUCUUUUAUCCUUUGAGUUGCAUGUACACAUUUUCUUAACUCUUCUUUUCACCUACAUUAUUCGUUAAUGUCUUGCUGGAUUCUAGGCCAUAAAAAAUUAUAACACACUUUGUUCGCAACAGAAGUCUGCAACUUAUACACAACAUGACUUAAGUUGUUUGGUGUAAGCUGGUAAAUCCCCCUGUUUAUCAUUAAGUGUCAAUCAUAUACAGAACAUCUAAACAGGAAUGUACAUGUUUGAGGGAAAGCUCAGUCUCUUGGCAUACCAUUUGCAAGAGUAGACAACCCAUGGUAUUGCAAGUGGAGUAUGUCCAGUCUUUUUAGUAGCCAAAUAUUAGUUUUUUGCUUAUUUCACACACAAACAAAUAUGAACACUAACUUUGGCCAGUGUUUGUGACUAAGUGUCUACUAUAUAAACCUGGAUAUAUCCCACUUGCAAUACCUUGGGUUGUCUUCUUUUGCAAAUAGUAUGCCGUCAUGGGGAUACUUCUCAUUCCUGGGCUACCAUACGCUCUCAAAGGUAACAUUACUAAUCUGGCAAAUUUCAAUGUGAAAAAAACUGAAAAAUGGAAUGUGCUAUAUUUGACCCUGUAACUUUCCAAAACACCAUAAAACCUGUUAAUGGGGGGUACUGUUGUACUCGUGAGACAUUGCUGAAUACAAAUAUGUGCAUUUUAUUGCAGUAAAAGCUAAUAGUAUUAUGAUAUGUACAGCUAAAAUGUCAAGCUAUACAUUAUUUUAAAAAUCUUAAUUUCUCAGUUUUUUUAAUUUUAUUCAGAAUAAAUUAUGUUUCAUAUAUGAAUAGUUCAUGAGAAAUUAAAGCCCUGUUUCUCCUGAACAAAAUGAUAUAUAAUAAGUGUGGGAGCACUUAAUAUGAAAGAGGUGAUUUACGGUUGAACAGACAUAGCUCAAAUUCCAGGUUUUGUUUAUAUUUUGUUUUGAUCAGAACGUGUACUAUUGACUCUGUCCUGAAGGGGAUUAUGGGUAAAAGGAAUGUGCUGCUCUUCGGUGAGCAUGGUCACAGUGCAAGGAGAAUGUAAACAUUAUGACUGUGAGCAUGUAACUUAUGUACUAAUUUCCAGCAUGAAUGUUCACAUACAGUAAAUACAGUUUGGUUAUUAAAACGCGCCUCUGUAUUAUUCAGGCCAUUGCUACCUACUGCAGGCUCUACAUUUUAUACAUUACCAUAAAAUGCCAUAAUUGCCAUAUUAAUCCUGUAGGAGGGGGAAGAGGUUGAUCUCAUUUACUGUUCAUUUGCACAGAUUAUAGAAACGGAUCAGACCCGUGCUGAUAUAAAUUUGUUUUUGUUAGGUCGCAACUGGUGCCUGACAGCAUUGAGAGUUGAUCUGAAUGAGUUGGUGAAAAGAGGAAAAAAUCUCAGUGUGUAUCCAUGGCCAUCGAUAAAUCCCAUGCGCUAUUAUUGUUAUUAGUAUUUAUAGAGCACUAAAAUAUUAUGUAGCGCUUUGCAAUAAUACUUUGGGGAUAUAAAACAAGUAUUCACAUUCAAAUUAGUGAGGACAGAGACGAGGUGAGAGGGCAAUGCUCAAAUGAGCUCAUAAUCUAAAAGCACAAAUUAGCUCACUCACAGUCCUAUAAUGUACCUUUCAUGUCCCUGCCUAGUAAAGUUUAUACAUAUAAAGAGUGUAAGCUUAUCCAAGUGAACAGUGCUCUUAGUAGUUUGUGCCUGUCCACUGUACAGCACUUCAGAAUGUCUGCACUUCAUAUUUAGAUUUAUUAUAAUAAUACACAGCAAUGUCUUGCGAGUCAUUUCAAUGGUCUGCCAUGCAAGACUGGCUUCUAAUUAUGAAUGCCAGAGCAAAUCCACUCUUUUAUGGAUAGUACUUUAAUAGAUACGGUCACUGGGAAUAAUGUGACCUACUCAAAUGUUGUUUCAGUGAUACACUAUGUUAAAUUAAGGGUGAAUCUUAUUAGAUGUACAGUUUAUUUUUCUAAUUUCUCGUCCUGUACAACAUAACCUAUAUGGAGCUACGUAUCACCUUCUGGGGCCUUUUAGGACUCAUCUGUAACACCAUUAUUUUCGAAUGUUCCGAUCUACCUUGUGAGUCACGCCAUGCCAGUUGCACUAUAUGGUUCAUUUAUGUGCUCACAUCCAGUCCCAGAAGUAUAAGUCGACAAAUAAAUCUUCAAAGUGUGUUUUUAGAUGUCAAUGUAUUUUUCUCAUUAAGUCUUUUUUUUUUUAAAUGAACAAAUGCCAACAAAGGAUGUUGAUAGUUUUCUUUUAAGUGACAUGGCAUGUCAAAUGAUUCUGCAUUAUACCAGUAAGCAGAUCAUACAUUCAAAUCCCCCAGACUGUCAGGAAUUAGAAAUCAAGACCACGCUGUAAAUGUCAGUAGAGAGUGCAGGGGAGAAGUGGGGGUAGAACUUUGGUCAGAGCCUUUAAUCUUGGUGCGUGUGUAUGUUUGUGUGCGAAGCAAGGAGGGACACACACGGAUGGACUAUUACCAUGGGAAAGAUUCUCAGGCAUGUCAUCACCCCACAGUACAACAUGAGAGGCAUUGUCCUGGAUAUUUUUUUUUUUAACAGUUUGGAGAACUGAUGUUCUUAAUUUUUUCCCCACUGGAUUAUCUGGUUUCAAGACUUGUACAGUAUUACAUUACCAUACCAGAGGCACUCACACAUUGACUUUCAACAGUACACUGACACUAGCUAAGACUAGCACAAAAGGCUUUUUGCAAACGACCUACAUUAGAAAAAGAUAAAUGCAUUUAUUAGCUUAAUUGUCACUCUUAUUUAAUUGAAUGUGGAUUGUAAGUUUUAGACCACAAUAGCUGAGAUAAAGAAUAGCUAACUUGUAGAAUUGUUGUUGUUGUUUUUGUUUGUUUUUUACUAUUUUGGCCUAAAAUUUGCAGUUCAUUUACUAUCCACAAUUCCCAAAUUAGAAAUUAAACUCAUAAAAUGCUCUUCUCAGCUGUGGUGCUGCUGUAAAGAUAAAAAUAUCUACAACAUACAGAUGAAGGAACAGCACACACACACAAAAAAACAAUUUUCCUGUUUUUACCAACAAAUAUUGCGAUUUGGUUAUACCAUAUGGCCAUAUUGUGUGAAGCUCACCACUACGCCACAGGGCAGCUUGGUCACUUGGCACCUGUGGUAGAUAUGUAUGUUGGCAUCCAUCACCUGAAUUUUAAAAUAUUGUGUGUCACUCCGCACUCACUCAUCCCUUUGUGCGUAUCUCCUGACUUUUCUUUCAAAUCCACACUUUCAACCUUCUGUGUGCCAGUAACCCACCUCAUGCUGAUGAGUUGCAUUAACAACGAAACAGCUAUCCAUGAGUGGUUCGCUGACUUUGCAUCUCUUCCUGAGUUGUGUUUCAAAGCUUUUGUAUACAGGAAACAUCAACCCUGUUACAUGUCUUAGUAUCAUCAGCAAAAAGACAUACCUUACCAUCAAGACCUUCUGCAAUAUCACUAAUUAAAAUAUUAAAGAGAAUGGGUCCAAGUACAGAUCUCUGACAUUCCCCACUGGUGACAAGCCCAUGCUUUGAAUAUACUCCAUACAACCCUCGGUUCACAGUCGGGAGUCUUUGCAAAUUCAACGAAGUCCCCAAACACUGACAGUGCCGCUUUUAAUUGUGUUGGUUUUCAUAAAUAACCACAUUAGAUGCAAUUUUUCUACUGUGCUUAUUAUUUUCAGAAAUGAGAAAAAAAACUUAAAACCAAAGGCAGUGCAUGUAGUCAUUAGAGCCUGUUCCAUACAGACCCUAUAACACCAUGAAAUGUUUGGCUUACCUUCAGCAGUCACAUGAAGCCUUGCUAUUGCAGAAUGGUUAUACAAUUCUAUGUCACAGUAGGUUCUUGGAGAAAUAGUACUAUGUCUAAAUGAGCAGUCCUUGAUCUGUAAUGAGUUAAUAAUUAAUUUUUAUACUUGGAUUAUCGUUGCUCGGUUUUACAUAUAAUAAUAUAAGAAUAAUGACUAUAAUGUAACACCUGGUAAAACCUGCCAUGCUAUUUAGUCAGAAACACUUAAAUGUGUGAAGGACAUGUCUCAAUGAUUGACAUUUUGACACGUAGUCAUAGAUUAAGUAGGAGUUGCUAGGUGUAUUCUCGCAAGUGGUAUUUCUUUGAAUAGAAUCUUCAUAUGUUCUAUGUUAUUCAAUCAGACACUAAGGGUGAUAUUUUUAAAGGUUAGAUUAAAAGUAGAAUUUGCAGUACUACGUUUUGGGAACUUCAGAGCCUUUCCUUAAAAUUCACACUACCAUACACUUUGAGUUCAUUUAAACUGGAAAAAAGAAAUUUAGACUUGAUCAAAAUAAUCCAUUAUUUGGUGCUAACUAGCUCAGAAAUUGACACUUCAGAAUUCGCAAUCUUGUCCUGCAAUAGAUAAAUAAUUUUGGUGUGUGUGCCCCUUCUUCUGCUCUGUCUCCUAUGCAAUAUUAUUGGAUAGAGGCUGCUAAAGGGGAUACUAUAGGCAUCAAAGCAACUUUAGCUUAAUAAAGCAGUUUUUGUGUAUAGAUUAUGCCCCUGCAGUAUCACUGCUCAGUUCUCUGCAAUUUAGGAUUUAAACCUCUUUUGUUUCUGUUUAUGCAGCCCUAGAUACCGUGGCGGGCCGCCGUCACUGAGCACCAUGUCCACUGCUCAUUCAUGUGUUUUCUUCUGUGUAUUGUACGUUUCCCCUUGUAUUUCAUGUAUUUUGCCCUGUUGACCAUUCGGUGCUCAUGCGAACAGAAACCGUUCAUCUCCCGAAUGUGGAUCACCCUGGUAUCACAUUAGAAUGUUCACACCAAUCCAUCAGAACAUUCGCAUCUGCAACAUAAGUGUAAAACCGCAAGGGAAGUAAUUAUUGAGUGCUCCCCUGGGUGGCUGCCAUUUUGUAUAGGCGCACGCCACCCGGGGGAGCAUUUGUAUCCCGAAAGGAUACGCUUCCCUUGCAGGGUCUUCACACAGAAACUCCACGAACAGAUCCCUGAAGUUGGGUGGGACACUGUUGGAGUACUGGUCGUUCGGAUCAUCCUGUCUGCUCCUAACGGAGCUGUAAUCACAACUCCCUUGGGAGCUGCAAGGCCACGCUCAGAGAUGCCCAAGGAGCGCUCUCUCCGGUGCUACCUAAGUGGAGGUAGCCACGGAGAGAGGCGCGAACCCCAGCUGAAUGCCUGGAACUGUGAGUUGGCUACGCGCUGGCCACCUGGAAGUUCGUGCUGACCAAUGGGAGAAGGAGCGCCCAUUCAAACUGGGUUUGCGCCAUUCUCCUGACUGGUCGGUACGAGUGAGCGCUGAUUCAUCGCUGCGGGGCACAGUCGAUAUUGUACAUACAAUAUACAUAUAAAUACAACCAGAUGCCCAAAUAUAUGUACAUGCACAUCUACACAUACAUCCACACACAACCCUUCAUCCUUCUGAGGUAGAUAAAAUGAGUACCAUUAAACUGGGUAAAAGUAACAUCACCUGGAUGUUGGGCAAAAGUAACAUCCCCAGGAUGUACUUAGAAACCAGAGUAAUCAGAAUGUACCUUAAAUACUUUGUUGUUAUUUUUACUAAGAGUAUCCCUUUAACCCUUUAAGGACUGAGCCAAAUGUACACAAUGUGAUCAAAACAAAAUGUAAACAAAACCUGGAAUUUGACUAUUUGUCUGUUCAACCGUAAUUCACCUCUUUCAUAUUAAGUGCACCCACACUUAUUAUAUAUCAUUUUAUUCAGGGGAAACAGCACUUUCAUUUAACAAAUAUUUAGCUAUGAAACAUAAUUUAAUAUAAAUAAAAUAUUUUUAAAAGGGAGAAAAUAAGAAAUGUUGUUAAUUUUUUUUGUUCUACAUGACAUUUAACUGUGAAUGUCAUAAUACUGUUUGCUUUUAUUGCAAUGAAAUUCACAUAUUUGUAUUCAGCAAUGUCUCACGUGUAAAACAGUACGCCCUAUGUACAGGUUUUAUGGUGUUUUGGAAAGUUACAGUGUUAAAUCUAGCAUGUUACAUUUUUCAGUUUUUUCACAUUGAAAUUCGCCAGAUUGGUUACGUUGCCUUUGAGACCGUAUGGUAGCCCAGGAAUGAGAAUUAUCCCCAUGAUGGCAUACCAUUUGCAAUAGUAGACAACCCAAGGUAUUGCAAAUCGGGUAUAUCCAGUCUUUUUUAGUAGCCACUUAGUCACAAACACUGGCCAAAGUUAGUUUUAAUAUUUGUUUCUGUGUGAAAAAUGCAAAAAACUAAUUUGAACUCCAAUUUUGGCCAGUGUUUGUGACCAAGUGGAUUCUAAAAAAGACUGGACAAGAAAGUUAAGAUAAAAUUAUAUCUGCCCAUUCUCUAGUUUCCCAGAGCUGCACAUUACAGUAACCUAGCAGCUGCCGAGCUGGCUUUAUUGGGACUGCUACCUGAGUGGUCACCGAGACCCCCGUAAAUAGCAGCUCCCAAUGCAGCAGUGCUACAUGCUGACUAACAAGCAUGAGUGAUACAUGCUAAUACACGGAGCCCCUGGGCACUAGCAUUACGCAGUGAGUGAGGAGAGCUUGGGCCUAGCAGGAUCUCCCCUAAUAAAGCCCAGGGUAAGGGGGAGGGGUUGGUUAAUGGCUGCCAGGGGUCAAGGUGUGGACACAGCAACAGUUACGGACUACGUUUCCCAUGAUGCUCAGUAAACCCUGUGUCUAGACUCGCAGGAAAACUUGUCUGGGCUUAUGGAACAGAAUGUCUGGCAGAUACGGCUCUGACCACCAGCACGGAGAGCGCCCGGUAAUAGCAGAGCAGGGAUCCCCAAUUGCAGCUAACAAUACUGGAGGGGGAGGACAACCGGUCCCACGGCCCACCCCCAGCUGGAAGUACCAGGAGGGAGGACAGUCAGUCCUAUGCCCCAGUGGCAGCAGAGAUACCUAGGGGAGAGGAGACUGCUGGGACUCUUGCCCCACUUACGGGUGUGGAUGGGACAGCGGUCUCUGCACUAGCCUCAUAGGGAUAUUGGGCAGCCUAUGAGGCUAGUAUCAGUUGCUGCUUGUGUUUCCAUCUUGUCCCAGAUUAAAUUGAAAUUCAUUAGAGAAAAAAUGAAAAAGAAACUUACAAAAACAUAACAGAAGAAGAUUAGAAACCAAGAGGUGGAAAGUCGUGCUUAAAUUUAACUUAAACUACACUAUCAGAGUUAUUCAAUGUGGGCAGCCAGGGACUGUCAUGCACCGUUAAACUGCUUGAAAAUUGUUUAACACUGAAUGGAGGAACAGUGCAAAAGGACUCCAAACAAUACAACCAAUUCUAUAAGUUGAAAUGGUUAUAAUGCCAUUAUAUACUGAUGGCAUUAUGCCUAUAGAAUUUUAGAAAUAGAGUAAUGAAAAUGGGUGAUAAACCCAGUUAAAGUUCAUGCAGCUUUACGAUAUUCAGGAUUGGGAACGCAAUAUGGGUGAUCAGCAGAGAAGACUUUGUUGUUACUACAAACUAUAAGGAUUGGUGGUGUCAAAGUGUGUAAUGAAAAGCAUGGUGUUGGAAAAAAUGCUGCUAUAUGUUUGCCAACAAAAUAAUUAUAAAGGGAGACCAUUAGUUUUACAUGAACUCAUUUUUGAGGGACCCAGCAUCCAACCGAAAGUAAAAGAGAAUUAGCAGAGAAUAAAAUGGCCACGUUGUUGAAGAAUGACAGGAAAUGGGCAAGAAGCUCAUUAGAAAUAAAAAAAAAUCUAAAAAAGAAGGCAGUAAAGGCUAAUUAGAGAUGAGAGUGUCAAUGAAGCACUUAUUCAUAAUUCUUUCUUAUAAUUGAGCAAAAAACACAACAUAGACAAAUGACUGUACUAUUACAGUAUUGUGCUAGUAUGAACACUUGAACUUGAUUAUAGAAGUGGGACAUUCCAUGUUAGUUGUAUAAAUAAUCAAAUAUAUAGUUUUAGUAAUAUUUUACCGAAACAAAAUAGCGUUUAUUAAAGGGAAAGCUAAGAUGAAGAUUUUAGUCACAAAUUAGUUAAUUUGGUAACGUUCUUUGACAUUUUGCCCCUCUGCUUUACUUUAAAUGGCUACCACUUAUUCUCUAUAGCAUCCUUUGUAACUAAAAGUACAUGGCUGCAUUCAUAGCUGUAAUUGUGUUUUUUUAAGUAUCCUUGAAUACAAAAGAUUCUGGUUGGUAUUAACCACAGUUUUUCUGUCUUUCUUUUGAAGGUUAUUUUGAUGCACAUGCUCUAGCUAUGGAUUUCAUGAGCAUUGGUUUCCGCGAGUGUUUAACAGAAGUUGCCAGAUACCUCAGUUCCGUUGAAGGCAUGGACACAUCAGAUCCUCUGCGGGUGCGCCUGGUUUCGCACCUUAGCACAUGUGCCUCACAAAGGGAAGCAGUAGCUAUGACCUCUUCGGUGGCUCAACAUCAACAUUCUCUGCAUCCUCAUCACUGGGCAGCCGCUUUCCACCAUCUACCUACAGCAUUGCUGCAGCAGAAUGGACUUACAUCCUCUGACAGCAUUCCUUGCAGACUUUCCACUGCUACAGAAUUGCCACCACAGCAUGGCUCAGCCUUGCUCACUGCUACGUUUGCUCAUGCAGAUGCUGCACUUAGAGUGCCCUCAGCUGGUAGCAUUGCUCCUGCUGUUCCACCUCUCUCUACCUCUUUGCUCUCCCUUUCAGCCACAGUACAUGCUGCAGCUGCUGCCGCUGCACAGAGCUUUCCCUUAUCCUUUGCUGGAGCUUUCCCAGUCAUACCACCAGGGGCAGCAGCAGCAAUGGCAGCAUCUGCAGCCACAGCCAUUGCAUCUCCUAUGUCCGUCUCUUCCAGUCCUCGGCAGGCUGGCAGUGGUGCAAACAGUAAGCCUUACAGGCCAUGGGGAACUGAAGUAGGAGCAUUCUAAGCUGCUGUCUUUAAGUGAACUCAUUUUAUUUGUUGUCUGUUUUUAAUCGGUGUGCGGGACGUGCAUACCUUGUAAAGAUAUAUAAAACUUCAUGCUGAAACAUAUACAAGUGGAUUUUGAGAAUGUCAGAACUCUAUCUUUAAUUAUAUUGUUUGUACACGUGGGGUGUCAGAUCACUGCAUCCAUGCUAAAGUAUACAGAAUAUAUGGAUGCAUCUACAGUCACCUUUGGCAAGCUUCAGUUGAACAAAUGUAAUAUUCAUGCCUGAAAAGAUCCACGGUGAGACCUAGUUACAACUGAAAUAACACGACUUCUGGUGCGAUCUCUCUUUGACAUGUUAACGUUUCUGCAGUUUGAUAAGGAUGUACGCAGACCAGUAUUAACCGAGUUAUACUUGACUCUUAUAUGUGUGCGCAUCAAAGAAAUUUGAUGGGCAAUGGUCUAUCGAUUGAUAUGGUGGCCAAACUUAAGGAGAUACUCCCUAAGAUUUUGCCAACCCACUUUUAUUUAAAGUUCUAUAUUGUUUUGGUUUUCUCAAGUGUUUGUUUAAAAAAAACAAAAAACUUCCUUAAUUGGGUGAUUUUUUUGGUAGUCUAUGAUAAGUUAAUGGUUUGAUGUAGACUACAUAGAUUGUCAAGAUUUCCUACUGUUUAUGAGAAGCUGGAUACGGCCACAGUCUGUUAUCUGUAGUUUGGGCACAGAGGGCUUAUGUAUAAAGUGCAAUUCCUGGACAAAGCUAAAAAAAAGCAGAGUGAUCAACGUAGAAACAAAUGGAACGUUCCUACAGAUAGAACUCAUGGUUCUUUGCUCUAAACUUUGUGGUACACAAAACUGUACAUAAGGUUUUUUUUUAAAGUUGUCAUAGUCUUAAGGUUUUGCACUAAUCUCAUCCAAACUGCAUUGCAGAUGAUCUUGGUGCGUUGGCAUGUAUAUCAUGCAAUGCCCCCCAACAGAAUACUUAAAAGCAUAACUUGUGAUCUAUACAUUUGGAAGCAAUUUUGCAUUCUAGAGAAUCAGUCCUCUUCUAUUUAUGUAAAACACAGCUUUAAAUGGUGUCUGUUUCAUUCUGUUUCAAAUCAGUGCCAGAUUCUAUAAAAUAUUGUUAUUCACUUUAUUUUUACCAUCUAACACAUCUACCCGGCAGUACCAAAAGUCCUUUUUCUCUCCAGUUAUUUCAAUGUUGCCAAUGCCACUGGAGUGUCAGAAGACAUGUUAUUACCCUACAUUUGCUUAGAUCUACAAAUAGUCAUUGUAAUUACACCAACAGCCAUCCUAAAUAUACUAAUUGCAACCUAGGAUUAGUAUGUACACGCAUCUAUGGCUGUGCCUGUCCCCUUUACACUGGAAAACUAAUUUAUAGCCAUUAAAUAGAUACAUUGGCAUCUUGAAUUAUGUAAUUGACUUGUUUCUUAACUUCUUUAUUACAUCGUUUAAUAUACGUGUUUGUCCCACUAUCAUAUAAAUUAAAUAUAUAACUUAUUCCCUUAAUAUGCUAGCCAGCAGGCUUGGGGGUCAAUUAACUUUAGUUGUUAUUUUUAACUUGAGUAAAUUGUCCUUUAGUUUGGCAAAUGUGUGUCUUUUUCUGUUUUGUUUUUCCUGCUACGUGUGUAACGGAACUGCUGGCACCCCGACCAGGUACCUUCCGCUGAUGGAUGCUCCUAGUGCUUUCCGAGGACUCCAAGCACUCUGCCCGACACCAUAACCACUGCAGACCCCACAAACCGCCACAGCUUGGUUGGGGUUUCGCCGUCUCCACCCACUCUGGACCCAAGACCCAGGUCCAGCUUCCAGUAGGUCGAGCUCUCCGAAUUCCAGAGAGCAGGAACAGGAACAAGCUCUUAGCAGAGCUUAGUGAUUAUACCCUGGGGAGUAUAGUGAUUAUAGCAAUCCCCAGUGUAGUUCUCCAAUCCCCCAAACAUGAGCCAAAACUUCAUGAAGGUACAAGAUGAUCUGCCUCCAAUGAGCGUUUAUUACUCCUUAUAUACAAGAUUGUAGGCCAGAGGCACACCCCCUGGACCUGGUGGUAAACUGUGACAAAAGGAACACAAACCAAUGGGAACACUAAUUAACAUAAUAACACUCCCACAUACACAAUGAAAUCCCUCCUCUCCAUCCUGGAGAUAAUUGGCUUAAGGCACGGCAGUAAACUCAAUUAUCUCCAGGUACAGAAAAUAUCUAUGUUUUACACUAACAGCAAAAAUACAUAAAAGUACAUAAAAAUACAUAAUUCUUAUUAUAUUACACAGAACCCCACAAUUAACCCUUCCCCAGAUAGCUCAGAUCUGCGCCCAACAGCGCAGGUGAACAGCGCUCAAAUCCCAUGAACAGAGUAAAUUUGCCAUGGGGUAAAGCAUAGCAAGGGCUGUUGAGAAACCAAGGAGGGGCAAAAGCAGUCAGUUCCAACUGGUUUGGCAGUGUGCCUGGGACAACGCCCUGCUGGAGAACAAUAGACAGGAAAUGGGGGAGGGGAAGAAACACAUCUUCCCAUGGAUUCAAAUGGGCAGAAACAGUCUUUAGAACCCAAUAAGCCCGAAAUAGUCUUUUUAAAUGACAAUACACCCCAGGGCCAUAGUCAUGAGGAAGGAGGCUGGCAAUCCAGCUCCUCCAACAGCCGGGGGCAAAGGGUAGCUUGUCACCUAACAAUCUAGUGACAAAAGGCAUUUCGUCACAACGUGCUUACAACCUUGUUACUAGCCUCUGGAAUGAAAGCAAACUUGCUUUUGUGGAGUCUCUCAGGACUAUAAUGUGAUGAUAUGGGCGGCCCUCGGUUGAGGUGUAAGUAGGAUAGCACAUAUAUAAUUAUUUUUUUCUAUUAUAGUUCACAUGCUGACCUGGGUCUUCCUAAUCUUAGUGCAAUCGCAUGGCUCCUAGACCAAAUUGGGAUGGUUGUCGAGAUCAUUUCCAAUAGCCAUUGUUAAACCAUUACCCAAUCUAAGGGGACAACGGUUUAGAAAAGGUAUCACAAUAUUUUUCCUGUUUGCUAUUAAAGGAAGGUGAGACUAUAUUUUCUUAAACACAAAGACCGUAAGCAAGUGUAAAUCUGGGAUAAAAUGGUAUAAUGGACUAGUAAUUUGGGAUAAUUCCACUUGUUUCCAUGGUACCUGUUGUAUUAUGCUUUGCAAAAAACUACAUUUUCCAAGCAGAUAACCAUCUGACACUGGUAUACGCUGCAACUAAUGUUCAAAUUCAUUAAAUAUACUACACUUACAAUGUUACAGUCUCUUCAUUCAUUGUAGAGUAAUCCAGACUUGGUUCUUAAAAAAAAAAAAAAAAGAAAAGAAAUCAACAAAAAUCACAAACAUACAAUAAAAUGUACACUGUUAAUGAAAUUCUGAUGUACCUGUAUGUAUGAUUUAAUCAAUUGCCCCAAGUUCCUUGUUCAGUAGAGUAUACCUGGAAAGGAUGUCCUUAGUAGUUCACAGGUCGCCAUUCAAUGCUUAAUUACAUGCUGGGAUGGAAUUGAAAUAAAAAAAAUAAUCCUAUAGCUAAACCCAAAAAGAACUAGAGGGCAGUAGGAAACUUGUAUUUUAUAAUUGACAAACACAUGGACUCUUUUCUACCAGGACAGGUAAAGUAUUAAAAUCUGCUAAUCCACAAGAUAAUAACUUUUUCUACAGAUUUUUAGAGCUUUUUCUACGGAUUAUUGGAAAGGUCUCUUAAGAGGGAGAUUCACUUUGACUCUGUUUGCCAAAUGCCUGGGUGAUGUGGAUGCAGUAAUCAAGCAAGCUAUGGUUUAUUUUACUCAGAGUUUGUGUUUUUAUUUUUGUUUCAUUUUGUUUGUUUUUUUACAUUUAAAAACACAGCACGUAUAAUUAUGCACAUGUAAUUUCUCUGCUGUGUGGAGAAAGCAAUAAAUGUUUUGAGAAUGUUAAACAUUAUGCAAGCGAUAUUUUAAAAAUAUUUGUUUUAUAAAUACAGUACACUAGUAAUUAGUUGUUUCAUUUGUUCUUUACUUUGUAACCUAUUUUCUAUGCAA
Pelobates cultripes (western spadefoot toad) is the source of this 51714-nucleotide messenger RNA. Lineage: Eukaryota; Metazoa; Chordata; Amphibia; Anura; Pelobatidae. The record is from the annotation of a GenBank genome assembly.